Podarcis lilfordi (Lilford's wall lizard) is the source of this 54095-nucleotide messenger RNA. The record is from the annotation of a GenBank genome assembly. NCBI's taxonomy places the organism in Eukaryota, Metazoa, Chordata, Lepidosauria, Squamata, Lacertidae.
AAAAGAAAAAGAAAAAAAGGGGGGGAGAGAGAAAGAGAGCGGCGUGGAAGAAAGAAGACGACGACGUCGCCGCCGCCCUGGGCGGUAGCGGGAAACAGGGAGGGAUUUUCCAACAAGGAAACAGAAAGUCCGGAAAUUGGGCAAGAACAACUUGCGCGAAGGGGGGACGUUUUUCCAAUGCCCCCCCUCUCUUUGCAGAAAAAAGAGCAUUUUGACCUCUCUUCCUUUCCUGCACCGCCGGCCGGAGGCUUGUGACUAAAAACUUGCUUGACUUACACAAAGAGGAGACUCAGCUGCGACUUGUCUUCAGAAGAUGCUCAGGGCGCGCGAAGGAGGCAGCUAAGUACUUUCCAGCCUCCCACGAGGCGGACAACUUUCCAGUCGAGGGAACACCUCAGCGGCGUGGGGUGGUGUUUUUAUUUUUUAAUUUUUUAAAAUAUUUUGUUUGGAGAUACCCGUCUCCUCUUCUUUCAACGUCUCCUUUCAAACCUUUCUUAAUUAUUUAAAAGCACACACCACCACCGGGAAGCUGUUGCUCCGUUUUCCUUUGGAACGAACUUCUGGCAGCUGAGAAGUUGUGGGGAGAAAAUUCCCUCACGCCGCCCAGUUUCUCGUGACUGUUUUCUGGGGCGUGUGUGUGUGUCUUGUUUCAGAGGAGGAGGCCUUCCUUCCCACCCGGCUGCCCUGGUGUGACUGACUUUCCCCUUCCUCUCCCUCCUUCCCCCUCCAUGGAAAGCGGCUGCCAUGGCUCUGAGCAAAGGGCUGAGGGUGUUGUGGAAGCAGGAACCCACGGCGAGCGCCCUGCUGGAGGCGCGCGGCCGCCAGGACUGCCUGCUGCUGGAAGCCGGCACGAUGGCCACCCUCAGUAAGUGCCUCGCGCCCAAGUGGGUGGGGCGGGGAGAGGGUGGGGAGGUGGGCGACCUUGCUACUCUUGGAGCCCCCCACCCACCGGGUGGGAGGUGGCGCUGCCAGUCCAACAUCCAGCCAUGAAGACAACGGGCCCUCCCUCGCCGUUUGCCUCCUGCCCCCUGGCUGCAACUGGCAUUCCGAGAGCUACACUGCUCCCGAGCUUGGAGGCCCUGUAGGGCAGCCUCCUGCCACCUGGCACCUUCCAGAUGUUUCUGGACUCCAACUUCCAUCAGCCCCAGCCAGAGUUCUCAGUGCUCUCAGGAAUGAUGGGAGUUGGAGGCCCAAACCUCUGGAUGGCUUGCUAGGCAGCUGUUCAGGUUACUAUGGCAAAUCCUUUGGAGAAAGGGGGAAAACAACCAUUUGAAGCCAUUUAGGUCUAAGGCUAUCGCUGCAUCUUGUUGCCAUGGGUUCCAUAAAUUAAUAAACCUGUGUUUAUGUGGUGUUUUGGGUGCUGGUACAGGAGGAGACAGAGAUGUGAAUUGGAUAUUGUAAGAGGGAGGACUGUGUUUUGUCUUCAGACUUUCAGCUGUGUUCUAUGGCUGUAGCCAACUUUCAAAAAGGAGAGGGAAAUGCAGCCUCUUUUUCCCAACUGCAAUGACUCCACCCCUUAUCACCACCCACUGUUGAAUUCCCUGCUAAAAGGCUACAGAAGUAAUGGCCUAACUCAGUGGUUCCCAAUCUUUUUUUCCCCAUGGAAAAUUGCUGAGGGUCUUUGCAGAGCACUUCAUUGUUUUUUUGCCCACUUGUAGCAGACGCUGCAUGAUUCUUUAAUUGUAUUUUAUCGCUUUUUUAUUUCUUCUAUAUUGUAAGUUGUUAUAUUUCAUAACAGUCAAAUUGUAAUGCAGUAAAAUACGAGAUAAGAAAUAAAAGAAGCAAUUAGAAUGCAAUCAAGACUCAAUAUAUUUAAUGUGAUGGAUGUGCUGUCUCCUGCCUCCCACCACAAAUCUACAGACAUGCCGUGGACCACCUGAAUUAAGCUGCCUGGCCACUGGUGGUCCAUGGACCAUAGUUGGAAAUGCUUGGCCUAACUAAAGUCACGUGUUGUCUAUCUGCAACCAGGAGCUUGACAACUCUACCAAGCAGUUUUACACUUCUGGGCCAGGAACAAAAACAGGAAGGUUUAUUGAGUCAGUUUUGGGAAAUCGUAUGUGAUUGGUGGACUGCAGUAAAGAAAACCUGAUUUGAGAUAUUUGCAAAGCAUUUAUAAGUGAAAAAUGAAAUGGUCAACAUGUCACACAAAUGUGAGCUUGAUGGCCUAUUUAUUUUAUCAAUAAAACAAAUUAUUUAUGUGUACUUUAAAGAUUAAUAUUGGAUUAAUAUUUUAAGAUACUCUCUCCGUCCCUUUUCUAUUCUUCCAUGAAUCUGUUCUGCUUCACUUGUGACUUCUUGAAGGGAUGCAAUCCCAUCUACUAUGUAUCAUUGAUAUUAUCUGUCCUGGGCCAUACGUAUCUAGAAAACGUCUGUCUCGGGGUAAUGUUAAUUACAAAAAACAUGCAUACUGCAGGACUUGCGCACUUUGAGAUAGGAGAGGGGAGUUUGUAGAGCAAUCCUAACCAUACAAUGCUGGUGGCUGGUGUGUAAGUGUUAGGAUGGUGCACAAUCACCUCCCCAUUGGUCUCUGUCAGCCAAGAAGAGCUCCAGUGGCAGGGGUAAGCCCUAGCUCUGCUGAAGCAGGUUGUGUGGUAUCACGGUGAGUCAUCAGUGGAAAGACAUGAAAGUAGACAUUUUGGAGAAGGGUGCUGGAUCUGCUGGGGCCUGAUGCUUAGAACGAGCAACUAAAAUAGUUGCUCUCACCCUCCUCUUUGGUUGGUAGGAGCUGACUGGACUCAGAGGUACUGGAGGAUCUGCUUGCUGCUUGCCUCCUUGGCCCCUCAUUAGGAUUGCUGUACUCAGCUUUAACAGUACAAUUCUGUGCAUGUCUGAUGAGAUGUAAGCCACCUUGGCUGUGAGUCUUGGAAGAACUGCUCUCUGCCUUGCAGGCCCUUUUCCACCUGCCCUGGGUGGGCAGGGCCCUGACAGACUCCAGCUGCAAAAGCUGAGGCUGUUGAACAGGUUGGUGUAUUGCUUAGGGGUUUUUUGUUGCUGAUGGGAUUGUUGCUGUUAUCAAUAUUAAUUUUUGUACCUUUUUUAUUAGAUCUGAUGAUGUUUUAAUGUGGAAAUUGUUCAGUUUGGUUGGGUAGUUUUUGAUGUGUGUUGUUUAUUGUUUAUGACUAUUUUUGUUAUACAGUGGAACCUUAGUUGUCGAACGUAAUCUGUUCUGGAAGACUGUUCGACUUCCGAAACAUUCGACAACUGAGGCGCAAAAUUAAAUUGAGAAAAUUGAGAAACGCACUUUGGAAGCCAUUCGACUUCCGAGGUGCAUUUGAAAAUGGAAGCAAUUACUUCCGGGUUUUCAGCAUUUGAAAAUCGAAACGUUCGGCUUCUGAGGUGCUCGAAAACCGAGGUUCCACUGUAUUUGUAAUUAUAUAAUUUUUUUCCUCAUGUUGUAAGCCACCUUGAGCGUGGUUUUAUCUAUGGAAAGGUGGCAUACAAAUAAAAUGAUGUAUGUAAACCCUGCUGAGUUCAGUUGGACUUACCUCCCAUGUAAACUUGUAUAAGAUCUAUAUUAUAUGAGAUGGUAUUAUAGACUAUUAAGAAGAAGAAGAAAUGCAAUACAAAGUACCUGUGAAAAAUGAAGGGUUUUGCCAUUGGUUCUGUUAGCAUAACUGCUAGUGGAGGGGAACAGGUCUUCUAGAAUUUUUAACCUCCUGACAUAAUACAUACCCACCCAGGGGCAGGAUUGUGAACGAUUCUGGCCACAGCCUGCUCCUUAGAGAAGCCAGCCUCAGAUUGAGAAAACUUGGAUAGUGCCCUGCAUUACAUUGCAUACCCAUGAGUAUCAGCCUCAUUCAUCUUAACUGCAAUAAUAUUUUUUACAAACCCAAGUAUUUUUUAUUUUUAAACGUUUGAUACGUUUAAAGUGCAAUUGCUUUGCAAUCUUCUGAAGGCUCAAUGAUAUCUGAAUGUUGUGGGUUUCUGUUGUUGCUUCCAGAACGUUAAGCAUAUGUUACUAAUUCGGGACAAACCUUGGUAUAAAGGCUUUGUUUUCUGUAAUAACCAAAGUGUGGGUGUGUAUUCUGAACAAUACAAUAUCUCUACAUGCAUAACCUUACAUGAUCUAUAGGGUUACAAUGAAGAAAAAAACAUUAUAUGGAUGGAUAUCAUCCUCAUAUUUGUCAUUCCAAAAUUUCAUAAACAGUGAACAAUAACCAACAUGCUGUUUAAAGCUUAUUUCUACUUGCUGAUUGAAAGAAGGGAAUGAACUCUUUGGUUUCAACCCUCUUUUCUCUUAGGAGGCAUGAUUAUGACAAAGUCCAAACACUGCUUGCAUUCUUCAACACUUGCCUACGUCUUUAAAUAUCAUUACUUUAUUUUUACAGUUUUACUGUAGUCUAUUACUACAGUCAUUCCUUUGUCUACUUAUGCAUUUCCUGAUCCAGUGACUCCAUUGUACUUUAAUUGGGAGAUAAAGAUGUGAAGAUUUGCAGAGGGAAUGGCUCUGUUAUUUCUUUCUCUCCUACAAGUGAGAAAGCUCUAGAAUCACAGCAGGAUUCCCAAUUGCAUGCAUAGAGAAUUAUCUUCAGUUAGACCUGCCUUAAAGUGUAUUGGAUAAUGACUAAAAUAUAUUGAUAGUACUGUAUGGAAGAACGUAGCCAAGAUGUAGGGACACAUUCCACUGCACACAUGUUUAUUGGGCCCAGAGAUAGAAGGUUGAUGCAAAACUGUCAAUCUCUGAAAUGUAUUACAGUGUUACCUCGGGUUAAGUACUUAAUUCGUUCUGGAGGUCCGUUCUUAACCUGAAACUGUUCUUAACCUGAAGCACCACUUUAGCUAAUGGGGCCUCCUGCUGCUGCCGCGCUGCUGGAGCACGAUUUCUGUUCUCAUCCUGAAGCAAAGUUCUUAACCCAAGAUACUAUUUCUGGGUUAGCGCAGUCUGUAACCUGAAGCGUAUGUAACCCGAGGUACCACUGUAUUAGCACUGUAUGUAAGUUUGUAGUCAAGUUGCUCAACACAUAAGAUAAGUCUUCUUAGGGAGACAUCUCUUUCUGGCCCUUGCAGAGCAUAUAUAUCACACCCCAACUUCUCCUACUCAGUGCAGCGUAAGAGGUUGUGAAAGAAGCCAAAUGGCCUGACCCUGUGCAUAUUUACUAUGGAGUUAGUCUCACUGAUUUUGUUGCAACUUACCUCUGAGUAACCAUGAGUAGAAUUGGGCUGUAAAAGUAUUGUGGCAUCUAGAUCACUUCCUGGUGCAACUGGACUUCUCCGCGACCCUUCCCCUCUGCAGGGAGGUGGGACCAAUUCGGAUGGUCUGCCCCCGCCAUUGAAUGGAUCCAAAUGGUUUCCAGAGAGUGGUAGGGGAUGCUUUAUCCCAUGUUGAUGGCCUUUCAGCUGAUUCCCUGGUGGCCCACUGGAAUGCGGAGUUAACCAGGGCUAUCGACUGUCUGGCUCCGAAGCGCCCUCUCCGAUUGCAUGGAGCCUGGACAGCCCCGUGGUUUUCUUCGGAGCUGAGGGCGAUGAAACAAUCGCUGAGACGGCUAGAGCGUCGGUGGCAGAAAACUCACUCCGAAUCUGACCGGACACAGGUUAGAGCUCAACGUCGAGCCUACCAAGUGGCGAUAGCGACGGCGAAGAAGACUUUCUUCACCGCCUCUAUUGCAUCUGCACAAAAUAGUAGCAGGAGACUCUUUCAGGUGGUUCGCAAUUUAACGGAACCACCUUUACCACCGGGGCCUUGUAAAGACCCCAAGAUUUCCUGCAACGAUUUUGCAAAGUUUUUGCAGAUAAAAUCACUCAUAUUCGGAAGGAGCUAGACACCACCGUGGGAGCAGGGCUGGGGUGGGAGAGUGCUAGAGCCCUGUCUGGUCAAGUUGCAUGGAAUCAAUUUCAAUCCGUUACCCCCGAGGAUGUGGACAGGCUGCUUGGACACAUAAAACCAACCACCUGUCUCCUUGAUCCUUGCCCAUCCUGGCUAAUAAAAGCAAGCCGGGAAGGGCUGGGCGAUGGGUUCUGCAUGGUGGUAAAUGCUUCCCUCUGUGAGGGAACAUUCCCAGAUCCGCUGAAAGAGGCAGUCAUUAAACCGCUUCUUAAAAAACCAUCUUUAGACCCGGCCAGUAUGGCCAACUAUCGCCCAGUCUCAAAUCUUCCAUUCUUGGGCAAAGUGAUUAAGCGCGUGGUUGCUGAACAACUCCAGGCACGCCUGGAGGAUGCGGACCAUUUGGAUCCCUUCCAAUCGGGAUUCAGGCCUCAUCAUGGGACUGAAACUGCCUUGGUCGCGCUGGCUGAUGAUCUCCGGUGAGCUAGGGACAAAGGUGAGAGUUGUUUCCUAGUUCUGCUGGAUCUCUCAGCGGCCUUUGAUACUAUCGACCAUAACAUCCUUCUGGACCGUCUAGAGGAGCUGGGGGCAGUUAUACAGUGGUUUCGCUCCUUCCUCCUGGGCCGUGUUCAGAAAGUGGUGUGGGGGAUGAGUGUUCAGACCCUUGGGCCCUCACUUGUGGGGUGCCUCAGGGUUCCGUCCUCUCCCCCAUGCUUUUUAACAUCUAUAUGAAGCCGCUGGGAGAGAUCAUCAGGGGGUUUGGACUGUGUGUCCAUCAAUAUGCAGAUGAUACCCAGCUCUCUUUCAAAUCAGAACCAGUGAAGGCGGUGAAGGUCCUAUGUGAGUGCCUGGAGGUGGUUGGAGGAUGGAUGGCGGCUAAUGGAUUGAAGUUGAAUCCUGACAAGACAGAAGUACUGUUUUUGGGGGACAGGGGGCGGGCUGGUGUGGAGGACUCCCUGGUCCUGAAUAGGGUAACUGUGCCCCUGAAGGACUAGGUGCGCAGCCUGGGAGUCAUUUUGGACUCACAGCUGUCCAUGGAGGCGCAGGUCAAUUCUGUAUCCAGGGCAGCUGUCUACCAACUCCACCUGGUACGCAGGCUGAGACCCUACCUGCCCGCGGACUGUCUCGCUAAAGUGGUGCAUGCUCUAGUUAUCUCCCGCUUGGACUACUGCAAUGCGCUCACCUUUGAAGGUGACUCGGAAACUACAACUAAUCCAGAAUGCUGCAGAACUGGUGACUGUGGGCGGCCGCCGAGACCACAUAACACCGGUCUUGAAAGACCUACAUUGGCUCCCAGUACGUUUCCGAGCAUAAUUCAAAGUGCUGGCGUUGACCUUUAAAGCCCUAAACGGCCUCGGCCCAGUAUACCUGAAGGAGCGUCUCCACCCCCAUCGUUCUGCCCGGACGCUGAGGUCCAGCGCUGAGGGCCUUCUGGCGGUUCCCUCAUUGCGAGAAGCAAAGCUACAGGGAACCAAGCAGAUGGCCUUCUCGGUAGUGGCACCCGCCCUGUGGAACGCCCUCCCGUCAGAUGUCAAAGCGAUAAAUAACUACCUGACAUUCAGAAGACAUCUUAAGGCAGCCCUGUUCAGGGAAGUUUUUAAUCUGUGAUAUUUUAGUGUAUUUUUGGUUUCUAUGGAAGCCGCCCAGAGUGGCUGGGUGGGGUACAAAUAAUAAAUUAUUAUUAUUAUUAUUAUAGGAGACUUAAUUUUAUCAUGAGUUAUUGUACUUUAGCACAAACUAUAGGCUUAAAGAAAAGUAAAUAUCGCCAGUUUCUGUUGGCUUGCUGUAUUAUCAAAGGAUUAAAAAUAAAUAAGAAUUGUUGUCUUUUAUUGUGCAAUUCCCUUAGCGCCUGAAGAAAAGGAAGAAAUUAAAGGGCAAUAUGAGAAGCUCAUGGAUGCGUAUGGGUGCUUAGGAGAACUCCAGUUAAGAGCUGGUAAGUACCUUAAUAUCAUUUUUAGAAUAAUAAGUUGAACAAUGUGUCCUUCAAUCCGACACAAUGAAGUGAAACUAUUCUUUGGUUAACCUUCAAGGACUAAUUCUUUAAAAUGAGUUGUGUGGUAAUGGUUUUAACUUGAAAACAGCUUCUGUUUCUUUUUACCAGAUUUGUUGUGCUCCUUGUUGGCCUUGGGUAGCCCUACACAAGGGCAUCUUCCUUAGUAAAUAUGUUUAAGAUUACAGCCUCAGUGGUUGGGUACUAAGUCUUAAUUGACUUACCUAUCAGUAAAUGCUUAGGAUCAUGAAUAGGUUUGCCUGCUCCUAUCCUUCAUCUCCUGUCCUGCCUUUGUGUUUUGUUUUUUUAAUCUGUUGGGGAAAUGAUGCUCAAUAGGUGAAAGAUCUCAAAUUGCAUUGCUGCAGCCACAGAAAAAUGAUACCCUAUGAGCCGCUCCCUGACAAGUAACUAUAAAAGACAGAUUUUUGGGCUGCUGCUUUUAUUAUGCAUUGAGGCUCAGGCAGAAAUGCAGCAAGUGAUCCCCUUUUUUCUGGCGUGGAGAUACAGUGUUAGGGAAAGCUGCACUUGUUCCCUUUUUGGCUUGCACAUAUCUGUUAAAAGCACAGAGCUCCUGCCCAUAAAAAUACAACAAUUCUAAGGAAGUCAGCCUUUUCAGGCCAAGAAUAAACAGCUCUACUGAAUAGCACUUUUCCCUUUCUUUUUAUUUUGAAUGACUAGCUUUAUUAACAGCAGUAGUUCAUGGUUAACUAAGACUACAGCCCUGCAAUUGACAAUUUUCUCUGUUCUGGUGACCUUCUAAUUUGGGUUUCCUGAACCUAGCAUUUUCAUCACAAUGAGCAUGGUUCCCUCCUUGGAUUUCAUGUUACAGCCAUCUAAUGUGGGCAAGGAUAGACAGGUCUGCACUAGGAAAUGGUGACUAUUCCUUUAACAGCUUGGGGGCAUUGAGAGAGCAUAUAGUCACUGCCCCUCCCAACCUUUUCUCCAACCUCUUUUCCUGCUGACUGAAGGCAAUGGUGUAGCCCUGCGACAAGACAAAUGGAGCCAGGGAGGUGAGUGGCAUGGUAGUUGCUGCUUUGCAUCUUGGUGCUUUGGUAUUUUAAAGACGCUAGCAUAUCUCUGGAGAACCUGCUAUGGCUAGAGUGAAUGUGGUAUCCAAAAUUGCAAAAUGCAAAUGAAAUAAAUGGACUAUAGCUUUGCCUCUUCGUUGGCUGGCAUAUGGUUUUAUGCACAUAAAAGCAUCUGAAGUAUUUAAACAAUUUGUGAGGGAGGGUAUGAUGGAGUGUGGGCAGCUGAAUGCAAGAUCAUAUGAACAAGAAGUCAACUUUCCAACGUCCAGUAACAAGGAAUGUCAGGGGAUGUGGUUAUGCAAAACCAAAAAUAAUAAUAAUCCAAGAAUUCUGUUCAUAUUUAAUUAAGGGUUGUGAGAGCAUGAAAGAGGCUGUGCCACAGACCAGAGGCUCAGCCAUGGCCAGUCACAGCCCUUGAAAUUUCCAUAGUUGCCCUAGUACUUUGACAACGCAUUAGUUACUUCUGAAGUCAACCCAUGAUAGAAAAGGUUUUUGUGACUCCAUAGGAUUUGUGCAGAUACUGUCCAAACCAUCCCACCCACCAAUUUGUGGAUUUCCUGACAUAUACAUGGUGCCAGUUUCAUUUCCAUAAUAUGAAUUUAAAAGAGUCUGCCUAGACACUUCGCUUCUUGCCGCAAGAAGUGUUUGGCUGGCUGGAAGGGAGAGACAGUGUCUUCGUUUGGCCCUUGAGACAAGUAGGCUCCCUAAGGAGGGUAGUAAGUCAGUAAGAGCAUGAAAGAUUUUUCCAGAAUGCCUGAUGAUAAAGAAAGUUUAUAGCGAUAGCAGCAAUAGCCUGAACCAGCUACUGGGCAGAAAACUCCAUAAAUCUUCUGAAAUAUGAAUUAGUCACCGUGGGGAGACAAGACUGGUUUAAAUCCAAACAUUUGGCUUAGUUGGCUUAUAAAACAGACAAAAAAGGAAGCAUGACUGUUCUGACUAGCUAUUCAGACAGUAAGCAGAAUAGCUAAUCACACUGGUUUUUCAGUCUCACUUUUUGGCACUAAAGACCUCCUGGGGUUUUAGUAGGAAAUUCUUCCUUUUUGUCAUACUGCAGAACUUGUGUGUGAAUACUUUGUCUUAGUUCUUUGUCUGGGUUAGGCUGUCAAAAUUGAUAGGCUGCAAACCCAACCAAUUUCCCAUGCAAGACACUUGCACUAUAAGGCUGGUGGGUUUUGCCUAGCUGAUUGUCUGGGUAAUGUUUCUCAAAAGCCAGAACUCAUAUUGGGUCUGAUCAGCUGGAACAACUCACUAGUUCCCAUUAUUUGCCUUUGGGAUGGGCUAGAGCAGAAUGAAGAGCCAAGUAUGUUCUGGGCUGGGCCUCGGGGGGGGGGAGUGUUUUGUAUUCAUUGGUUCAAUCUCCUUAAUGAAUUCUAGUCUGAAUUUAUAUUGGCACAUAGCACGACAGUGUACAGCAUUAAAUGUAAGAUGGUCCAAAUGUUUUGAAAUGCAUUAGAUGAUUUUUUAAAAUUAGUUGGGAAGUUUUUUAGGUGGUUUUAAAAUUGUUUUUAAAUGUUGCAUAUAUGUUUUUAUUUCAUUUUAAACUGUAUUAUUUUAACUUCUUGAUGUUUGUUGCCCUGGGCUCAUUUGGGAGGAAGGGUGGGAUAGAAAUUGCAUAAAUAAUUGCAUAAAUAACAAGAAGGUGGUAUCCGAAGAGCAUUAUUAGUGUGUAGAUUUGUAAGAUUCAUGGUCAAAUUGCAUAGAAACACAGAUUAUGUGAGCAGCAUUCACUUAACACACCCCAUCAAUGGAAACCCUCUGCAAAGAUUUCCACUUGUGCAAUGGCGCUUCUCCCUGUGUGCUCCCUGUGCCCCUCCCCCCCAAAAAAUGACUGGGGGGCGGAUCAGGAGAAGCCCAGCAGCAGCACACAGAGGGAGUGCUGGGGUUUUUUGUUUACUGCUAUGUUGCUUAUUGACUGAUUGUAUUAUUUUAUUGUAUUUUGCCUGCAUUGUACUCUCUUUUGGGAUUAUUUGAUAAAGAAUAACAAGUUUUAUGAUAAAAUAAACUGUUGUAAGCCGCCUUGAACAUUUUUUUUAACUUUGGAAAGGUGCCAUUCAAACAGAUUGACUGAUAAUAACAUCAUGAGAUCUACCAGCAGAUUUAAAUCUAUCUUCUGACCACCCCACAUGUUAAUGAGCAAGGUUGUCUGAAUUAGUGCAAGGCAGCUUCCUAUAUUGCAUGUGGCAAAACACUAGGCUCUCAGCAUUCAUACCAAGCACGGCCAGUCCAGACUUUUCAUGCUGCAGACCAUUAUUCAGGGCCCAUGAGGCUUACUGCUAUUUGGUUUAGAGCCUGAAGAGGGUUCUGAGGCCAGCAUAUUCUCAAUAUAUAGGAGAACAUUCAGAGGGUCCUUGCGCCUAAGGUUUCCAUGGUGAUGAAGGGCUUUGGGAAGACAGGGUUAACUAAUCCUUUGGGCUCCAAUACUUUGGCCACCUCAUGAGAAGAGAAGACUCCCUGGAAAAGACCCUGAUGUUGGGAAAGAUUGAGGGCACAAGGAGAAGGGGACGACAGAGGACGAGAUGGUUGGACAGUGUUCUCGAAGCUACAAACAUGAGUCUGACCAAACUGCGGGAGGCAGUGGAAGACAGGAGUGCCUGGCGUGCUCUAGUCCAUGGGGUCACGAAGAGUCGGACACGACUAAACGACUAAACAACAACAACAAUCCUUUGGGCUGUGUGUCAUACCAGGGGUCUCAAGAAUAAUGCAGAACUUUGUGAUGAGGGAGAAGGUUAUUACCUUUAUUUUUCAUUAUACCUCCCCAUGAGGUAACCUCGUACCCUGAAAAAUUGUUCAAGGAAGUUAGCUACAGUCAGGAUGAAAAUAAUAUAUAAAAAUAGUUCACUCAUCCUGUUGAAGAGCAUGCGCUUUGUUCUUCUCCCCCUCAUGUACAGGUCUGCUUAAGUGGGGCCUAUUCGGCACAUAUUCCUCUGUGACCUUCUUGAGUAUCCCUAUGUUGAAAACUCUCCAGGGCAACUAAAGUUGCUUUGGAGAUUAUGAUCGUGAUGAUUCACAAUCGGGAGCGUACUUUAAAGUUCCUGUUGUUCAUUGGCAGCUGUGUGUUACAUAUUACAUAUUACAGCUGAUGUUACAUAUGACUUCAAGGAUGGGGUAGGUGGGUGUGGUUUGAGAAAAACAGCUAAAUUUGAAUCCCUCACAGGCCACAUUUGGCCCACUGGCAUGCAGCCCCUGGAAGGUUGCCCAUGAGAGAAUGUGGCCCUUGGGCUGAUGAAGGUUUUCCAUCCCUGUCCCGGGGGCUGCUCCUUCCUUAUUGCUGUAAUACAUAUGUUUUCUCUGCCUUUGUCGCAAGAUAGUUUUAAAAUGUUACUCUAACUUCAAAUACUCUUAAGGAGAAAUUUAUAUAAUGAGCAGAAACAACAGUUCAUUUUGGUUUGGGUUUUUUUAAAAUAUACAGGAAGCUUUUCUUGGUUAUUGAAACAGUCAGCAAUGCAAAUUGGAAGGUGCUAAGCACAGCUGGAAUCAUGGCAUAAAUAUUCAAAAUGAGCUAUCCAGUGGGGAAUAAACUGUGGGUUUACUUGCUGGACUUAAAUUUGCAUUUCCAACCUUUCUUGUGGAAGCUCCUUUUUUUUUUGCUUUUGAAGCUAUGGCUGAAUGACAACAGACCUCUUAUUUUCUAUUUAGUGCCUCAUCAAAAGAAGAAUAGGCAUUCUUCUUUUACUCCAAGAUAACCAGCAGUUAGUGUUAGACUACAGCUUCCAUAAUUCCUGCCCAUUGUCUGUGCUGGCUGGAGCUGAUUAGAGUUGGGAGUCUAUCAACAUCUGGACUACCUGUGUUUUCUAUAUGUCUUAAAUAAUGCAUCCCGUUACAAGACAUUUUUCUGAUUGACCCUUAGCAUCCUUUAUGAGCAUUUCCCUUGAGAGGCCUUUCACAUUUAUUAUCAAGCAAGUGGCAAAAUAUCUGAAUGUUGUCAUGCCUCUUAGACCAGCUAUGUUGGUUAGUUUUUUGCUUGUUAUUUUUUUAAUAAAACAUUUUAUUUAGCUAUGAAAUUGUAUUUUAGACAUAGCAUUGUGAUUGACUGACCCACAGACUCACUGUUAGGAGUAGAACUGACUUGAACCAAAGCUUAAGUACCUAAUAGAGGAGUUCACAGAUUGACUUUUAUGAGCUUGCCGCUUGAAACAGCAGUCGUAGAUGUCUCCUGAGAGUGGAUUCAGUCACAAAUAAGUGCUCUUGCUUGUCAUUCCAGGUGGCCAACUUGUUAAGAGCAAUGUUUCUCCUGCCAUAUAUUUUCAGAUAUUAUGAUGGAUACUGUGGAGGGAAUAAGUACCUUUUUCACAAAAUACUCCUUUCCUGCCCCAGAUGUUCCCCAGCUUGGGGGGGGGAGGAACAGCUGAUGAGAUCAUGCCCUUAGACUAGAUUUUCUCCUUGUACAGCAAUGAGGAUGGCUGAGUUGGCAGUUAAUGCAAUAUUUCUGUUCAUACUUGUAUGUUCUAUGUGAGAAAUGUUUUCCUUUCACAAAUUUACACAUUUAAUCAUGCCAACAUAGGUUUCUGCCAUACCUACAAUUAGUCCCAGACCAAUGAAUUUAAUCUGGUAUCAACUUGACAUUGUCACCUUCUGAAACAAAAAAACAACAACCAAACAAAACAUAUUUAUGAGAUACAGUGAUACCUCGGGUUAAGAACUUAAUUCAUUCUGUAGGUCCGUUCUUAACCUGAAACUGUUCUUAACCUGAGGUACAACUUUAGCUAAUGGGGCCUCACGCUGCUGCCGCAUGAUUUCUGUUCUCAUCCUGAAGCAAAGUUCUUAACCCGAGGUACUAUUUAUGGGUUAGCAGAGUCUGUAACCUGAAGCGUCUGUAACCCGAGGUACCACUGUAUUGACAGGCUGCCUUUACAGAAAAUGUCUAGAAUGGAAUAAGCAUUUGUAUUCCCAUGUAAUUCUAAUGUGUCUGUCAUUUUCUAGGCAACACCACCCUUCAUUUUCUGGUCCUUGUGACAGGCUGUGCAUCAGUGGGGAAAAUACUUGAUGCUGAAGUUUACAGAAUCACGACAACAGAAUUCUGUCCUCUCCAGGAAGAAACUAAGGAGGAAGAUCGUGUUUCUGCCUUGAAGAAAAUUCUUAAUUCUGGGGUGUUUUAUUUUUCUUGGCCAAAUGCAGGGUCAAAUUUUGAUAUCACUGUCCGAGCCCAAAAACAGGGUGAUAACAACUAUGGAACUGCAAACUCAUUCUUCUGGUAAGUGCAAUAUGUUACAUCCUAUAUUUGGUCAGUCCUUAGCUAAUAUGUCCUAGACUUCAAAUCCAUGUGGAUUUCUGCUUCAUGAAGGACUGGAAUCUUUUUGGGAUCUUCUAAAGCAUAGCAAUAAAUGCAUUGCUAUUAUAGCUAGAGAGUGUCCUUUUGUGGAAGGAAAAAUGUCAUACAGUGGUGCCCCGCAAGACGAAUGCCUCGCAAGACGGAAAACCUGCUAGACGAAAGGGUUUUCUGUUUUGGAGGUGCUUCGCAAAACGAAUUUCCUAUGUGAUUGCUUCGCAAGACGAAAAUGUCUUGCGAGUUCCUGCAGGGGUUUUUUCCUUUUCCCCCCCCUUUUCCCCAAGCUGCUCAGCCGCUUAUCAGCUGAUCGUUAAGCCGCUUAUCAGCUGAUCGUUAAGCCGCUUAACAGCUGAUCGCUAAGCCGCUUAUCAGCUGAUCCGCUAAGCCCGCUAAGCCGCUAAUACUGUAGCGCUAAUCCGCUAAACCGCUAAUGGGCUUGCUUCGCAAGACGAAAAAACCGCAAGUCGAAGAGACUCGCGGAACGGAUUCUUUUCGUCUUGCAAGGCACCACUGUAUUUCUAAAUAUAAUAUAUAUGGGAAUAAUUCCCACUAAACGUAGCGAAACUUAUAUUGGAUUGGAUUGCCAAUGUAUAAAAGGCUUUAAGAGCUGGUUCACACAUAGCUCAGGUGUGCUGGGUUGUUAAAUUUAUUAUUGCAUUUACAUCCCACUUUUUUCUCCAGGGAACUCAAGGUGUUGUAGAUGUUUCUCCCCCCUCAUCAUCUAAUCCCCAUUACAACCCUAUGAGGAAAGUUAAACUAAGAGGCAAUGACUGGCCCAAGGCCACCAAGUGAACUUCAUGGCCAAGUGGGGAUUUCAAACCUGUUCUCCCAGGUCCUAGUCCAACACGUUAAUCACUGCACCACAUUGGCUCUGUAAGUGGCAGGGCACAAUAGUGAAUUGCAGGCUCACAUGCUUCCCCUCCCCUUGGUGAAUGGAAUCUUUCAUGUGAAUCAGAGUUUGUGAGCCUGAGAUUUGCCCUUGGGCCCUGCUGUGUAUGUGAACCAAUCCUGGAUGCCUAAAUAUUUGUGAAGCAACCAUUUCUGAGUGUUUACACCUCACUUUAAGCAAAUCCCGAGUACCUGCAACUUGUACAGUGUGCAAAUUUAAUUUUUUUUUGUUAAAUAGAGAAGAUCAAUACAUUUUAUUUUCAACAUUUUAAAUAAUAUAUGGCAACUUCUGCAUAAUGUAUGCAGUGAUAAUGAUACCAAGCAAAAUGAAAGUUAGCAUCUGCUUCUGUGCAUGACGCUCCUCUUGCAGCCCAUUGAAGGUAAAUACAAAGCCCAAUGAAAAAUAAUUGAAUUGGGAUGAUGGGGCAGGCCUAUGUCAAUGUAAGCCUGCAUGAAUUAUUUAUCUAACUAAGUUUUAAAUGCCCUGGCACCAAGCUAUCUUGGCCAAAGUUUUGUUGUUGUUGUACAUGUACUGUAGAUGAUACUGCAGUUCUGAACUUGUUAAAGGCUUUCGGGAUACUUAGCUCUUAUUUUUCUUGACGAGUUUUGCUUGACACAUAGUCACAAAGCGAAGGUGGGCAACAGAUCGAGUGAACAUUCUCCUGGGUACUAGUCAUGACAGCUGAAUGCACCAUCAUAAUUACUGCUGUAUAUGGCACUCUCCAUGUGGCCUUCAGGGUUCCAUUAUGCCAAUAAGAGCAUCAGGACAGCUCUGCUGCAUCAGACCAAAGAGCUAUCACAUCCAGCAUCGCAUUCUCACAUUGGACAACCAAAUGCCAAUGGGAAGCCUGCAAUGAAACCAUGAACCCAAGAGCACUCUCCCAUUUGUGAUCCCCAGCAGCUGGGUUCAGAGGUGUACCGAUGCUGGUGUUUCCAUGACCCACUUCUGGGCUUCUCUGAGACCCAGCAGGACUGCUGUGGGAAGCAGGAUCCUGGGCAAGAUGGCUAUUUGGUCUGACCCAGCGUUUCCCAAUCUGGUGCUCUCUAAAUGUUUCGGACUGCAACUCCCAUCAUCCCAUGCUUUUGGACAUGCUGGCUGGUGCUGAGUUGAGUCCAAAACACCUGGAGGGUACAAAGGUGGGGAAGUCCAGUCUGUUCCAUCAGGGCUCAUCUAAUCAAUUUUGGCAUGUUGAUUAAUAGACCUAAAUAUAUUCAAAACAGAUUUUGUGUAAUUUUUCUUGACUCAGUUCUCCUAAAUGCAUUUGACACAAUUUGGCCAAAAGUCCCGCUGGUUUAAAUGGGAGAGAUUUAAGUUAUAUACUUAACUGAAAUCAGUGGGACUUUUUAAAAGCAUGCAACUUUUACCUGGAUCGUGCCCACUAUCUGCAUCAUGUGGUGGCAUUUUGGGAUGCAAAUGGCUUGCAAGAGUGAUAUCAGUACAGAAUAUACUUUCACAGAGAACUGCUGACUUCAUUCAAAGGAAAUUGUAUUUAAUGAAUUAGUCUGACUGAGUAGUAAGUAGCUUCUAUCCAAAUAUAUUCAUAUUGGCAGACAAACAGUAUGGAAUAUUAAACAUAGUCAGAUGCAGAAGUGACUACAUUGCCUUUACUGGUUAUAUUUCCUUUCAAUAGUGCUGGGAAAUCCAACAAUAGCUGUAGACUUUUUGAGUGGUAUCUAAUGGUAGCUUUGUCUUAGCAAAAUGUACUUCUGUUCCUGGCGAGGCAAGGCACCCAAUUUUCACUGCCUUCCCUACUGCUGUGUCCCAUUCUGUUCUGGAGGAUUACAUGAUCCCAAGGAACAGCUUUUAGGGAAAUUUAAGUGUGUUAGAGAGGUUGGCAAAAAUUGGGUGCAUCCAUUAAGGCAAAACCACAACUGAAUACAGCCCAAAGUUUUUUAAUAUUUAUGAUCCUGGAAGAUUACAUAUAUUAAUAUAGUAAUUGUAAGCCCAGGGCAUGGGGAGAUUCUGCCUGAUUACAACAGUAAAAACAGGAUCUUUCAAGGCCAAAAUAUCUGAUGGGCUGAAUUCAGCUUGGUUGGUCACAAGUUAUGCAACUUUACCACACAUUGUGGUAAAGUUGCACUACAUUUAUUUUUUUCAGAUUUGAUUGCAAGCAAGGAUUUCAUAACUAAAAACUAUUGAACCUGCACUGCAGUUUUUCAGGUCACAACCUGAACUGUGAAAUCCUCCUAUUAAAAUGUCUGUGAUUCUGUGAGUUGCUACCUUAACAGAAUAUUUCCCAAGGUUUAUCUUCACUGUAAUAUUGGCGUUCUGGUAAGAAACAAGCAAGACUGGAAUCCUUCCAGUGCCUUGUAGCUUGAACUCAAAUAAAUUAUAAAACCUUACCAAGGGAUAAUACUUUAAAGUUAGCUUUGUUAAUAAUAUAUAGUGCACCUAGUGAGUGAUUAUUAUUGAAUCUUGCAGGAACCAGCUACUGCAUGUCCCCUUUAAACACUACCAGGUGAAUUGCUCUGAUUGGCUGUUAAAAGUGAUCUGUGGUGUGGUGGACAUUCGCACUCUGUACGCUUCUCACAAGAAGGCAAAGGCCUGUCUCAUCUCCCGGAUCAGCUGCGAGAGAGCUGGUGCCCGGUUUCACAUACGAGGAGUCAAUGAUGAUGGCCACGUUUCUAACUUUGCUGAGACGGAGCAGGUAAGGGCUGGAUCCCAUGUCUCUAAAUAAUUGAUUGCAUUUACACAAAGUGGGGUGGCAGUUGAGGGAUCAGGAUGACAUCUUUCACAGUGACAAGUGACAUGAGAGAAGCUACCAAGUAGUGUCUAACCGCCCACGGUAUAUUCAUUAACUCUGCUUUUUUCCUUUUUGUUCAUUACACAUGUCUACAGAAGAAUACACCCACUCCAUUCCCUCCUCUUCAAUUUGUUUGGCUUGGAGUUUGCAUUCCCCCCCCCCAUUUGAUUUACAGUUGAGAGCUUGUGUAUUCUGCGGUUGCGGGGUGGGAGUGUGAUUUUUCAGUACAUUAAAAAAAAUCCCUGAGUGGGGAAGAAUAGAAGCAAAAUAAAUUCUUCUUGUUCAUUAUCACACACUUUCCCCAUAAGGAUUUUGGACUGGACUAGGUUCUAAUCAGAGAUUCUUUCCUGAAGCUUUAAUAGUCCAUACCAAACAUCUCAUGCACAGGUAAAGGGAAAUGUGAGUUUAUUUGUGUUCACAAGGACACUAACACCAACCCACUCGAAAAUGUAAAGUGUAUUUUAUGACAUAUUUUAACCAUUUUCCUGUGGUAUCGUAAAAGGCAAUUUAUUUUUUAAUUAUGGUGCAGGGUUUGAUUUUGAAAUGAUCAUAUAUUGCUUUUGUGUCAAUCUCUUCUCCGUUAUCCUUUCUUCUGCUUUAAAACAAAAAUAAAUCAUGAAUUCCUGUCAUCAAGAGUGUAAUGUUUGUCACCAUGAUACCAUAACUACCAGGCAGGUGGUUCAAUUAACCCUUUUUCCUGUGACUGGAUCCCUGCAUUCUUCAGUGACAGCACAGUGCAAGAGGGCAAAAGUAUAAGCCUAUCUUUAGUCACACCCCUAAGCAUUGGGGGUUAGCAUUCUGGCUAAGAAGUAUUGAUGGCCCUGCCUUCUAUACAUAUAUCUAAUUAUUUGGCAGCAUUAUUUCCUCUUACAGCUAAAGAAGGAAUUAUCAUCACCACCACCAUCAUUAUUAUCUGUCUCAUUAAGCUAAUGAUUUGAAAUACUUUGCUGUUGGGGCCUUGUUUUCACAGUGUAACUGAGAGGCCUAUUUUGCACAUAAACCAUAAACAUAAACCAUGUUUUAACAGUAUAUGCAUGAGCAGUAGCAAACCUCUUCUCUUCUUCCCUCCUCUGGCGUGGCCAUGAGGAGAGGAUUAGAAACAGACACUUCCUGUUUAGACUAACUAGAGAUUUUCAUUGCAUCCAAACUGGGGUAGUGUGUCAGGGAGGACAGAUCUCUAGUUAGCUUAUGCUUAAGCUCUGUCCAAAUGUUCCUUUUGGUAUCUAGCUAUUGAGAUACCAUCUGCAUAAGAAAUGAUGCUGUGGUAUGCAAUGUGCUAGAAGAUAGAUAGUUGUUUCGGGGGGGGGUAAGUAAGAAAGAGAAAAUGCACUGUUGGGGAACUCUGGCAAGGGGUAGUGUUUGCUGAUCCGGGAUUGAAAUGCUACUCACUAAAAAUGAAGCUGUCGAGUGAUGUUCAUGCACCUACUGUCUUAAAGAGAAAAACUGGGAAGGAUACUAGACAUUUCCUUAGCAUUGUUAUGGAAACUGAAGAAUUAUAAUAGAAUCAUAGAAUUGUAGAGUUGGAGGGGACCAUGAGGGUCAUCUAGGCCAAGCCCCUGCAAUGCAGGAAUCUUUUGCCCAACGUGAGGCUUGAACCCACAACCUUGAGAUCCAAAGGGCACCUAUGUUUGUUGGACUUGUGGCCUAUGAAAAGCCUUUCAACAAACAAUGCAAGAAAGCAAAACAGAAAGGACUAGCAGCACCAUACCAUUUUAUUUCUAAUGACUAAGAAAUACAUUCUUUUGUGAGGAAUGGCUUUCUUGUUAUGAUGGAUGAGGAGCUAACAUGUCGUUUUGUAUGUCUCUCUACUCAAAAGGACAGGUGAUAACUUUAAUCACAACGUGCUGAUUUUAUAGACCUUACUGGCAUCAUAAGCAACUUUUUUAUUCAAAUGCUUGCAUAUAAAAGGCAAACUGUACCUAUAUUCAUACAACAUACUUAAUCAUUUUGCAAAAGGGAAAAAGAGUGCAUGGAAUCUUGUUCUACUAGUACCUGACUUAUGGGCUGCAGGCUGCAUGUACAUUGCAGUAGCUUUUAUAAUUUUCCAGACAGUUUUAGUUAUUUAUUAUUCCCUACAUUUGUAUCCCACCUUUUCUCCCAGGAGCUCAAGGUGACAUACAUGGUUCUUUCCCCUCCCCAUUUUAUCCUUGCAACAACCCUGUGAGGUAGGCUGGGCUGAGACAUUGCGGCUCCCCCAAGGUCACCCAGUGAGCUUCAUGCCCGAGUGCAGAUUCAGUCCCUGGUCUCUCUGGUCCCUGGUCCAACACUCUAACCUCUACACCUGCCUGGCUCUCAGCCUUGAUAAUGUUAUGGGGAUCUCGGCAUUAUUAUUUUCUCUCUUUUUUAGUUAUGUAGCGAACAUGAUUUCUUCUGUGCAUGCUAAUGUUCAAAUAAGACAAGUCAAAUAAAAACACUGUUUAUAUGAUGCUGAGAUAAUUUGAGGCCUGGAGCAGAGUAGGAGGAAGGGAGCUGACGAUGAUUUUCAGCAUUAAGGCUCCUGUUGCCUGGGAUACAGUGACUGAAAUAUAGUUUGCAUACUGUCGGGUAUCACUAUUGUCACAUUGCAAGAACACCUGCACUUCUCUUCAGGGGUUAAAAAUUGUAUAGAAGCGUUGGAUUUCUGCAAGGGAUUUCUCAUGUUCAUUGUCCAACUCGCCAUUGUAUCAGCCUUGAAGGGUAAGCAUCCUCAUGAAGGAUAAGGCUGUUGGCAGCUAUCAGUUGCAUUUUUCUCCCUCUCUCAUAAUAGUUGAAGCCAAGGCCAUGCAAAGAAGCUCAAUGUUGGACAAUUGAGGACAGACCAAAAGGAUUAGCAGUUGUUUGCUGAAGCUUGAGAAUGAUUGCCGAGCAGGGAUGGAGAAUCAUUUCCAGUUUGCGGUGGGUGGGGGGCUGGAUGCUGCAGUGACCUGUCCCCUGUGGACCAUUCACCUGUCAUUUACCUGAUGUCACCAUGACAUCACCUGAAGCAUUUUCCUUUGCCCACAUGGUUUGAAAUCAAAUCAUGUGGGGAAAGGCAUAAUGUUUUGCAAGCUCUGCCCAUCAGCUGAUGGGCAGAGCCUACGAAACUCUGUACAUUUGCAAACACUGACACUUCACAGACACACUUGCAAGGGCACAAGGCUUUGUAAUCAGCACAGAGCUGCAUCUUAACCUGCUCCGCACCUGAUGCCAUAUAUAUGUAGGGCAGGUGGGCACGGCUUGACCAAAAUGGCCUUGCAGGCCAAAUGCAGAGGCCUGCCAGCCUUAAUAAGGUUUGCAGGCCAGAGGUUCCCCACCACUGCUGGAAAGCAUUGCUUCCUUUAUAGAUUCAAUUUAUCCUUAUAUUUAUGUUAGGAGAUAUUUGAAACUGGAAAAAGGGCAUGGAGAAAAAGGAGUGAUUAUGCCUUUGCUGCUCAGUGCACUUGAGUGAAUAAUGGAGCUCUGUAUUUUUGUUCCAUGGAACUUCAUUCAGUCACUUUAAUAUGGAAUAUAAAUUUUACUUUAGAAAUAGUAAUGAGUACCAUUUUUAACCUGGAUCACCGGUACAGGAAUGACACGACUUAAAUUUUGGAAGGAGUGAAGAUAUUGAAUCUCUUGUAACUGGGGACUUAAUCAUGUGGUCAUUCUGGAACUAGGCUAUCAAAACAUGAUAAUUGGCUCCAUCUUGUCUGGGGGGGGUAUUCAUAUAAACAGCUUAAAAUGCAGUGAGGUCAUCCCCCCCCCCUUGCAUUUCUAGCCACAUAUUUACAUUGUUUUUGCAUUAACUUUUUUGUUUCCCAUCCUUUGAAUCUCCCCAGAACCUCUAUUAGUGAAGCUCUCAUCUGCACAUGGGGCAGUGACUAUUAGGGUAUGCUCACAUUACUGCUUGCCCCACUUCCUUGGCAGAGAGUGAUAGUUGAUAGGUAUGAGAUGGUUAUUUAUGCAGACCCAGAAGAAAAAUAAAUCUGCACUUGCUAUCCUCUUGUAAACAUAGAUCUGGGAAAGGUAUGGGUCACCUAAAGAGUCAGCAGAAACGCUUUUUCUAAUGCUGACAUUGGAAAGUGGCAUGUAUCCAUGUGGUAGCAAUAGUUGGCAUUCUGGCUUAAAACACACCCAAAGCAUUGGGUGAAGUCACCACCUCCCCCCCCCCCCAGCCUCUUUCUCAUUCACUUAUAUAUGCAUCACUCGCAGCCGCUGCACUCUUUCCAAACAGGGCUGUACCUCAGAAUGGCUGAAAUCCAGUCCAGUUUGGAAUGCACAAGCCUAGGAGGAAAAUCUCUCCUGCUUUCUUAGCAGACUACUGGAUAAUCAGUGAUGAAGUAAUAACUUGGCUGCUUCUAAUUCAGUGGAGAAAAAAUUGUUUCCACUUGCUUCAUAAUGACAUGCUGGCUCUUCCCUUUCAUGAAUAAAUGGCACCCCAGGAACCUGGAUGCCGAGGGAAGGCUCUCUGACCCCUUUACAUUGCAUUAGUUCUGACAUUUUCCCCUGGUUUCAGGAGAGAAAGAAACAAUUAGCUUUAUCUCCAGGCAGCUCUUUUAUACAUAAAUGGUAUUCCUUUGUCUCCCACUGAGUUAGCCUUCUGGCAUUUCAGCUUGGCUAUGAGUCAUCUCUUCUUCUUUUUUUUCUUUUUUUGGUGGCUGGAAAUGACUCACUGCAACAGGCGAAGAAAAGAAAACAAACCAAUUUCAAGUCUUUUUGCUUUCUAAGCCAACACUUAACGUUUUAACUUAUUUGGCCAUUUUAGUUUACAAGCCUGAUAAAACUAGCAGGAACACACAAAACUGCAAGACUGAGAACUGAAAGAAGUUGGGGUGGGGAGGCAUUUGACAACCAGGGUGCAGGUCAUAUGAAAUUGGGGCUGCCAGCGGGGGGCGGGGGGAGCGAAGAGCAGUGGCAGAGGAAGGGGGUCCGGUCCACCCCGGGUGUCAUCAAUGAGGGGGGGUUGACAAAAUUGAGUUUUUAAAAAAAUGGGUUCACGAAAUUUUUUAGGAGUGACGUGGUGGCUUAGGCACCUGCAGGUUCCGCGCUGCCUAAAACAGCAGCGUGGGACUUGCGUCUGCCUACUGCCUCUCCCUCAGCUGCCCUACAGCUGAGGGGGAGGCGGCGGAGAGGUUCCAAGUGUCAGAGAGGCUUGCCCCACCCCCAUGGGCAGAUCGCCCCAUCCCCGGCUCCAGGACCCGCACCCGCACCAGGGUUAGCUUUGCCACUGGGGAAGAGUGCCAUUUUCCCACUCAGGGUGCUGCAGUAGGGCACUUGGUUUGCAUGUAGAAAGACUCGGGUUCCAUCUCUGGCAUCUCUAGGUAGGAUUUGCUGGGAAAGACUCUUGUCUCAAAACCCUGGAGAGCGUCUGCUAGAUAGUGUUGACAAUACUGAGCAAAUAGACCUAGCAGCCAUCUAAGGCAAGCAGCUUCCAGAUCCAUUGGUAGACUCUUUCACAUUCUUUUACAUAUCUCCAGAAAGAGCCUAAAGUUUUCCUUCUGUGGCAUAUGAACACAGGGGAAGAAUGGGAUUUCCUUUACGGGAUUUCUUACAGAAAAAUAGAAGUUAAUUCAGAUUCCCCUCCCUUUCUUCCCCCCUGCCUCCACUUAAGGCAUUUAGUUUGUUCAGUGUGAUUCAUGUGCCCAAAGAAGUGUUUGAUUUAGCAAUUCCUACCUUUCCCAUCACUUUAAAAAAUGGCAUUUAAAGUGUGCAAAAGACGGGUGUUCACUUGUGCAUGAUGUGCACAUGUUACAUAUCUGCUGUGGGGAAAUGCUGCUUUAGCAGCAGCCGGGAUUACAGCAGCCGUUGUAAUAUUUGGAGCUGCUUGAGUGGUCAGAACAGAGCACAAACCUGUGUGUGGUCCUGGACAUUUUCUCAUAGUAUCCUUAUUAAAAGGAAGGAAAUAGAAAAUUCCCUUGAUGAGAUGGGACUUGCCCAUCAUGAGCACUCUGGCACCCACCAUAUUCAUGAACUCCAUUAAUUAAGUGCAGUUAUACUGUUCAAACCAGUGAUGGUCCUUGUGUUCACAUUUCCCCUAUGGGCAUUGGUGCUGAUCCAGCUGUCUGCCUUCAUCCUGAGCAAUGCAGCGUGCUUAUAAAAGAAGGCUCUUGGGUGACUUGUCUGAUACCCUUUCUUUGCUGAAAGCUCAUUGUGAUGAACAAUGACACCACUAUUAUAUAUCGCAGGUGGAAACGGGCCAGGAUUUAAUUGCUAAAUAUAGGCCAACGCUGUUAAGUUUGCCAUUGUGCUGUUCUUUCCAGGGCCGUGCCUUGCUAUCCGAAGCUUCAUCUCGGCUUUUAGCUGGCCUAAAAUUGGAUAUGGGUACUGGGGGAGGCAAAGACACAGGCACUCACAGCCAUCCAUCCAUACAACCAGUGUGGUGAAGGCCACCAAGUGACCUUGGGUCUGUUAGAAUCUUUCAGCCGUAACCUACCUUACAGGGUUGUUAGGAUAAAAUGGAGAAGUGUAUACACUACCUGAACUCCCUGGAUGAAAGGCGGGUAUAAAUGUAGUAAAUAAAUAAGUAUUGGUGAUACUGUUCAUUCUGAGAUAAAAAAAAUUUUUUACAGAUCAUCACAAAAAUAAAAGUGGUUAGGGAGGGGAAGAAAAAUAGUGAAUUCAUCAUGGGAAAGGAGAUGAAUACCAAGUUAGUCAGCCCAACUAUUUUGUUUCCCUGAUGGUCCUCAGACUUUUUGUUACUUAACAUGUUGCCAAGGCACAAUGUGUAAUUAACAAAAAUUAGGAAGUGUUGUAAGUGAAGCUAAUACAACCACUUACCGCUACCCAAGAGUGGUCCUAAUAUGUGUGACAUUUCCGGGGAUGGGGGGGGGCAGGAGAGAAAAGAGAUUCUGCCUGCGUGCAUGUAUGUAUCAGGGGUAGCUAAUAUUUUUAAAAAUAAUAAUCUAUAUUAAAUUUUAGAAUAACUAGACUUUUAACCUUAGGACUCAUGUACCUUUAGUGUUUGCAUAUAAGAGGGCAUUGCAGCCAGUGAAAUUCCUGUAUUGCAGUCUGCAGGGAUUUGAAAAUCUUCCUCAGCCAAAGCUUUCUCAUUCAUCCAACUAUUAAACAUACAUAAACCCUAAUGUUGAAAGACUGGCCAUCCCAGAUUCAUACUUGUCAUAUCAACAGCAAGUUAGCUGUUCAAAUCUGUCCAGUUGUCUAAAUGGCACAUAUUAUUUUCUUUGGUCCAAAUAGAUGUCUUAUUUCCCAUGUAUUUUUGCCAUUUUUUAAAAAACAAACAAACCUGAAGAUACCUCACAUUCAAGCUGAAGUGAUAUCUAGCUUUGCAUUUCAAUCAAUAUAGUCAUACACAUAGUUGAGAAAUGGCCAAAAAAAUUGCAUUGAUCUGAAUAUGCUUUAUCUCUUUUGUUUCUGUAGACUAUCUAUUUGGACAAUGAUGUUUCUUCCUUUGUUCAAAUCAGAGGCUCAGUUCCACUAUUUUGGGAGCAACCUGGGCUACAGGUAAAUAGCAAAAAUCACUAAGGCUGCAAUCCCAAGGCGAGAGGAGGGAUUGAAGGCUGUUUAACCACCAUAUCAAAUGCCCUGCCAAGCGUCAAGGCAGAAGCAAGAACAGAGGAAUGUUAUCCAUCCUUUUUUUGCACUUUGAUUAGUUAUUAUUUAAGAGCUUCCUUCCCACUGGGAAUAAUGGGAAGAAAAUAAAGAGUUAGAGGGGCUGCUGAACAUGUCUGUCUUUCUCCCUGGUUCUGGAUGUGAUGUCUUUGAAUCUAAGCUGCUUCCUGGUCCUCCCUUGGCAUACCACCUUUUGGCCCUACUGAUGGUUGGAGUUCUGGCAUCAACUGGGCCAGGACAUCCCAGGGUCCAGUUGCAGGGAGGAAGUACCCAUCUCCCUCUCCAGUAUUGGUGCUCUGUCUCUGACCUUGUAGAGAGAGGCGUGAUCUAUCUUACAGCCCCUGAGAUGUCAAAGAGGCCUGAUGCUGUGGUUAAGGUAACUUUGAAAGUUGCUAUGCCAACAUUGGAGACAUUAAUAUUCAAGGUGCUGAGAUUUGAGGUUGUGUUUUUUAAAAUGAUGCAGUGAUGCAGUGCUUCUUAUAAAGGCCACCGUCUAGCACUAUUGGCUAUGAGAAAGGGAGGCACCAAAAGCAGAGUUUUGUCAGCCACAACCUGAAAUGGAUGCGUACAGAUUGCAUCAAAACUGUUUUUAGAGAAUAACUCCUUUAUUUGAAUCAUGAAUGGCUCCAUCUCUAUAUGACUCUGGAAGAUCAUAUGGUCUGGUUUAUACAAAAAAGCUGUUAACUUGAAACUUAAUAUGUAUAUUUAAAAAAAUAUUGAUUAUUCAAAACUGGACCUGUUUGUUUUUGUAAGCUCAAAUAUUUUUUAUAAGCUGAUUCUUUCUUCUUGUUUAUUUUUUAACUGCAGUGGUUCAGGCAUGGUCUGUGCUUUAAGACAGCAGUUAUAUCUGUGUAUGUGCAGAAUAGAUGCUUACAUGAGCUCUGGAAUGUGAGUUAGGGACAGAUUCAAGAAUGCAAUGAAUACAGUGGUGUUUCCCUCAGCAGCUAUGCCUGUUAUAUUCAUCAGUGGCCCAAAGGAAACUCACCUUGACAACUGGAGGGUCAGUUAGAUAGAGGAUUCUGGGCAAGGUGAACCCAUGGCCAUUCACUGGGUGUUAAUAUGAUUUUGCAUUCAUUUGUCAGUGUUGUUUGCUAAUAAAAUGUGUAAUUUGUGCUUUGAGUGCCAUAUGGGGGUGGCAGUGUGGUUGCUAAGAGAUAAUAAAGGAACAUUUUCUUUGAAUGAAAAAGGGAGACAUCUAGUGACUCAUAUUUAAAAUUAUUGCUUUUCAUUGUUAUCCACUUAGGUUGGCUCCCAUCAUCUAAAACUCACCAGAGGCCUGGAAGCUAAUGCUCCUGCUUUUGACAAGUAGGUUUAAUUGCGACGCUGCUGAUAACUCAGUAAAAUCAGAUGUUACUGUUUGCAUUCCAGGGUUUCCCAGAACAUCUUCAUGGUGUCACAUCUUUCUUCUUUCAAAUCCCACUUCAAAACUCACCUUUUUAUGAGAAGCUUUUUGGUUGAAUCCCUACAAGUACAGACAUAACACUUAACCAUAGAAUGAUAGAAUUGUAGAGUUGGAAGGGAUCCUGUGGAUCGGGUAGUCCAACCCCCUGCAAUGCAGGAAUAUGCAGCUGUCCCAUAUCGGGAUCGAACAUGCAACCAUGGCGUCGUCAGACCAGGCUCUAACCAGCUGAGCUAACCAUAUAUAAGGGAUCAAAUACUGGCUGUGGGGUCAGCAUGUUGCUCUCCACUUCCCUCUUGUUCAGAAACUGCUGCUGGUCAUUAUGCCAGCAUCUGACUGUGAAGCAGGGACAAAUGUCAGGGGUUUCACUAAGGAGAAAAAGAAGCUGUCUGCAUUGUGGCUGCUACAUCUGAAGACAGUAACGCUACUAGGCUUAUUGAAAUUAUUGUCUUAAUCAGAGUUUAGGUCUGGCGUUAGGAGACCUUUUUUUAGUCUAACCCUCAUCUCCCAAAGGUACACAUACUAGUGACAGGUGGGGCCAAAUGAGAAGUAGGUUUUGGGUUUGGCUGGAACUGGUGCACAUGCAACUCUCACUGUGAACACAUACAGCACACACAGCAUAGAAUCAUAGAAUCAUAGAAUAGAAUCAUAGAAUCAUAGAGUUGGAAGAGACCACAAGGGCCAUCGAGUCCAACCCCCUGCCAAGCAGGAAACACCAUCAGAGCACUCCUGACAUAUGGUUGUCAAGCCUCUGCUUAAAGACCUCCAAAGAAGGAGACUCCACCACACUCCUUGGCAGCAAAUUCCACUGUCAAACAGCUCUUACUGUCAGGAAGUUCUUCCUAAUGUUUAGGUGGAAUCUUCUUUCUUGUAGUUUGGAUCCAUUGCUCCGUGUCUGCUUCUCUGGAGCAGCAGAAAACAACCUUUCUCCCUCCUCUAUGUGACAUCCUUUUCUAUAUUUGAACAUGGCUAUCAUAUCACCCCUUAACCUCCUCUUCUCCAGGCUAAACAUGCCCAGCUCCCUUAGCCGUUCCUCAUAAGGCAUCGUUUCCAGGCCUUUGACCAUUUUGGUUGCCCUCCUCUGGACACGUUCCAGUUUGUCAGUGUCCUGUGCCCAGAACUGGACACAGUACUCCAGGUGAGGUCUGACCAGAGCAGAAUACAGUGGCACUAUUACUUCCCUUGAUCUAGAUGCUAUACUCCUAUUGAUGCAGCCCAGAAUUGCAUUGGCUUUUUUAGCUGCCGCGUCACACUGUUGGCUCAUGUCAAGUUUGUGGUCAACCAAGAAUCAACCAAGCAUGCAUAUACACAUCACAUGCCAAACACUUGUAUAGUAUGCACACAUAUGCUUGCAAACCCACCCAUCCCGCUCCCCAGUUGGAACAAAAAAUGAAUUUUAGGUUUUUGUUUGUAACACUUCAAACAGCGCUGGAUGCUUCAGUUGAGGGAAGAAUCAUGUUUUCAGGAAUAGGGAGGGGAAUUCAGUUUGUGUGCUAGAAAGGGUGGGAUAUUUUGUAGCACUAGUAAUACCUUGAAGGAAGAUAUCUUGAUCUGCCACCAAAAAAAAAGAGUUAACUGUGCAUUUGCUACCUUUAUUGCACAGUUGGUUUUGAAGACUAGUAGAUUUCCCCCACCCCACCUGUAUAAUAAGCUGUUCUUGCAUUUGCACAACCUCUUAGGAACUUCUAAAGCCAAGUAAAUGGCAGAAGGCUGUGUGCAAAGAGUGGUGAACGGCUAUUCAAAUAGAUGAAGAUCCCACAGGUAGAGCAACUCAGGUGAUAUAGGAGGGAAUCAGUCCAUUGUAAUGCUUCUCAGAGAAAGUUGUGUGUGUUUUUAAGGCCGUCCCUGCUCCUCAUCACGUGUUUUAAGAAGAGUUCUAGGACUCGGCUAUACAGCUGCAAAUAAAAUAUUUUGAAUGUGUUGUAAAGUGCAAUAUACAACUGUGACGCCAGAUGGAAACUGUGAGCUAUAGCAAAUUCAAUGCAUUUUUCAAAACGAUUUUUUUAAAAAAACAUUUCCACAAUCUACUAGGGUAGAUUUCACCCGAGAUCAUGUCGAAUAUUUAUGAAACCAAAGCAAUCUGUUUCUACUUUUGCAGGCAUAUAAUGCUCAUGAAAGAACAAUAUGGUAAACAAGUGAUUGUUAACCUGUUAGGAAGCAAAGGAGGAGAGGACAUCCUCAACAGGGCUUUCAAGGUAAAAACAAAGAGCAAAGACAUGUUUGUUUAGUAUAACUGGGAUUCUUGGGAGACUUCAUAAAGUUUGUAUGUAUGAAUGUUUGCUAGAAAGACAUUCCUGUCCGGCCUUUGCAAUUACCAUCACAAUGUCAAUUGUAAAUGUCAUUGUAAGCACAUCAGUUAAACGGAUAAACCAAACCAUUCUUGGUUAAUUAAGCCUAUACAGACAUGUAAAUUUGACAUGUAUUUUAAUAUGCUAUUUUAUUUUACAAUUUAUGCUUUUAAAAUUUCUGAUUUUAUUUUGGAAAACAUUGACUUAGCUUGAUUUUUAACACCUGGGUUUUAUAGAUAAUUCAACUUGCAUGCUAUAUUUUAUAUAACUGCUGAUGAUAAACCCCGUUAUAUAAAAUAUUUUAAAAAUCAGUUCUUUUGAAAAUCAUCAACAUUUCCAAAGGAAGGAUAUUUCCACUUAAAUCAGAGAUUGCCAGGUCAUAUUAUUGGUAUUUAAAAUAUUUUAAAAAUUAAAUAGCAGUAUGCCUUUGAAAUUCCAACCAUAUUUGUCACUGAGAAAAGAAAGAGGAACACAUACCCUUAACUACUGCAAUUGUCUCUUAUCUUCCCACCCAAGGAACCUUUUUGACCUGGCAACCCAGAUCUUUUAUCUCCUUCCCCCCUGCAGGCAAACUUUGACCCAUAGGUAGUUUUGCCCACCUGUUAAGAGUUGGCAGGUACAGGGAGAUAAUGAACAGAUUUCAACUCCCCACACAACAGCUGUUGCACGGGGAGUUCAAUCCUGCUUUCUGCAGGCUUCUGGUAUGCAGAGGCAUUCCCUGCAGGAGACUCUCUCACAGACUCACAUACAGCAGGAGGUGUUCAAUGUGAUCAUUGUCCAUGCUGGCUUCCCACAGUGAACUAGGGCACACAGCCAUAUGCCACCUCCACUGUUACCCACCACGUGACAUUACCUGCCCAUCACUGUGAUGUCACCUAAUUGACAGGUGGGCACAGUUUAGAAUAAAUGAUUUAUUGGACUCAAAUUGGAACCCCAGGUGGAUCUGAAGUCCCCCUCCUUUUAUUAAAAAUAUAUAUAUUUAACAAUUGAUAUUGUUUUGAUAUACCACUUGAUUGUAAUGAAACCUCUAAGUGGUUUGCAAAAAUACGUGAUGCUGUGCUGUGUCUGAGCUGUAUCUCCCUCCUUCUCCAAGGGGGAGACACUGUUCCUCACAAGCAAGUUGAUCAAAGAUCAAUGCCUGUUGAUCAAAGCCUGUUGACCAAGACUGGGCACUCUGCUCCAGCCACUACAACUGAUGCUGGCCAAACCCUCAUUCAUUCAUUCCAUAAAAUUUAUACAGGCACUACAGUCUCUACUUUCUUCCCCAUGGGGAGAGGAAGUUGAGGCAUGAGCAUGGACUGAGCCCUCAGGUGGUUCCACUUCUUCUCCCUCACAAACUCCCACUGUGCAUUGAAGUUCAUUGUCAGUAUUAUUCCCCUGUUAGGUCCUUUCCUCCCUCUCAGUAUCACCUGUAAUUCCUGUUAGAGAUGAUAAUUUGUCAUUUCUCUGUAAUGUUAAUGAGUAGCCCAGCUGCACAAUUGGGCACAAUACUUUGAACAAUGAUUCAUGCUGAGAUAGUAAUGGUUUAGUCUGAUAUCAUUCCCAAGUAUGCUCCCUAAUGCAGCUGUCUGUAAAUAGUCACUGAAGUGUGGGCAGUUACCAAAGAAACAGAUCCAACGGCAGUAACAGACUGUGGAAGCAUGACUCUCCUCUAGUUAUAAGCAGUUCUUAACAUCGUCAGUGCCUGAAGCACCUCUUCUUCUGAAUUUAUUUUGGAACUUGGCCAUUUGAACUUUGAAAUGAGCUUGAUAAUAGUUCUAAGUGAGCAAACGCAGGAAGCAAGAAUGCAGCCAUGUUUCAUAUCUCAAUCUGAAACAUUUGCACCAAUACCUCUCCCUGUAUGCAAUGCAGCUUAAAAGGCAGGGUAGAAACACUAAAUAAAUGUACAGUAUAAGCACUUUGCCUCAUGUGGCUUUCUGACAGUGCACCUGGAGUGUUUUCUGCUGGUAUUUUUUUUGGGGGGGGCAGCAGCAUAUCUUGCAUUCUUGCUAAGGUAGCAGAGCUUCCUUUGAAUUCUAUGGCCUCUUACUUCAGAUAUCUUCAGCACAGGAUUACACCCUGAGUAUGUGCUAUUAUUCAUACUUUCAAGCUGGUAUAGUGAACUGGAUCACAACUUAAUUUUUAUUUUUUGCAUUAUUUCAUGCCCCUUUGCGGGGAGGUGUAAUUUUUAUUCUCUGUCAUUUCUCCCAAUCCACAGGAGAGACUUAGGAAUGGGCAUUUAGGUUGUGAGUACAAAAUACAUAUUGGCAUGCAGCUGUAUUCUGACAACACACAACUACAUACUAAUACUUUAUGAGACAUCAUGUGGCAGACACAUGAUGUGUGGGACACAGGCCCACACAGUCUAACUGAGGCCUUAGUUUGGGUUAUAAAUUGAGCAGUACUGAUUAGUGCAACAACAAAAAACACCUAAGGGAAUUGAAUUUUAAAAUAUGCAGUGAAUAUUGUUGAAUUUACAACUAAGCAUCAUGAUUAGGUAUAAAUGGUUCAACAGCAGUUCAGUGCAUAUUAUCAUAUAUAUUUUUCUGCAAAAAGGUUUUCCUCUCUGUCUCUUUCCUUUGCAAUUAGAAGUUGCUCUGGGCAUCAUCCCAUGCAGGAGACACACCCAUGAUUAAUUUUGAUUACCACCAGUUUGCAAAAGGUGGGAAAAUGGAGAAGCUUGAGAAUUUGCUGGGGCCUCAGCUGAAGUUGCAUUGGGAAGAAUUAGGCAUCUUCACCAAGGGCGAGCAUGCAGGUUUCCGGUGAGUGUCUUAACCCUUUGAUACCAAUUGCUUGUGCUUUCCUUUUCGAGCUUCCAGAUGUGCAUUGACUCUGCAUAUGAAGGUUGCAUCCUCAUUGGAUCGGGGCAAAGGAAGCUAACAGUAAACAACCCAACUCUCUACAUAUUUAUGUGUCUGCUUCUUCCCUUCUUCCCUUUUCAGUAGGUUUUUAGAAAGUAGUUGUUUUUUGGGAUUUGUGGGAACGCUAAAUCAUUUCAUUCUUUGACUUGAUUUUUGAAGUCAACAGAUAGGUACCUUGCGAACCAACUGCCUGGAUUGUCUGGCUCGAACUAACACCGUUCAGUCCUUCAUAGCACUUGAGGUGAGUGAUCCACCAGACAUUUUACAGGAAUGCUUUCCCCCUCUUUUUCAUGCCUGCAUUAAGUCAAUCUUGUGAAAAGGUGAAAGAUUGUGUCUUUCUCAUACAUACCUGGUUGGCCAAAGUGAGGACAGGAUGCUUGACUCUGGUCAGAUCCAGCAGGGCUCUUUCUUAUGCUUUGGGAUUAAUAUCCUGAGCAAAAUCCUUAAUGUAACAACCAGCAGCAAGUUUUUGGGUAUGAUGAGGGCAGUGAUCUUAUCUGUUUCUCUCAGGCUUAUUCCUCUUUUUUCUCAUCCAGGUUCUGUUCACUCAGCUAGAGAGCCUGGGAUUAAACUCCAAGCCUAUAGUUGAACGUUUCCUGGAGUCUUAUAAAGCAAUGUGGGCCCUCAAUGGACACAACCUAAGUAGGAUUUUUACAGGCAGCCGUGCCUUGGAUGGAAAAGCUAAGGUAGAGGAGAGAAGUGAUAAUCGUCAUAUUCUUGGAAGCUGUCGCUGUGAGUUAAAUGAAUGCUAUUAAUCCUUUUGUUACACAGGUUGGGAAGUUCAAGGACGGGGCGCGCUCAGUGUCACGGACAAUCCAGUCAAACUUUUUUGAUGGUGUGAAACAGGAAGCCAUUGACUUGCUGCUUAUGGGUGAUUUCUACAGUGAAGAGCAAGCGGAAAAAGAGAGGAUGCUCAUGGACCACACGGCAUUGCUGAGUAAGUAAGAAUUAGCUCUGACUAUUUUUGGGAUUGGUGUGUAAAGGAAUUAGCAGCUGCAGCUCAGACAAAAGUCAAUGAAAAUAGUACCUGUAAAAGAUAGGUAGACAGGCAGACAGUUCCAACUCUGCCCCAUGACAGAAAGACAGAUAAGACAGAUCCAACUCUACCCAACCCCACUAAAAUAAAAAUUCAAAGGCCUAGAUGAACAAGAAUGUUUCGCCUGGUGCCUAAAAACAGCUAGGGAUGGUGCCAGGGGAGGGCAUUCCACCAAUUAGGGGCCGCCACUUAAAAGACCCAUACUCAUGCCUUCAACCGCUUUUUUAAUUUAAAUUAUUUAUAGUUAUCAUUUAUAUACAUUUCAGUAGUUUAACAAUAAUUCUAACAUUUCAAACCUCAACUUCCUUCCUCCUCUUUCUGCAGUUUCCUUAAAUUUAUUUUAUCAUUUCCUGCAUAUUCUAAAUUAACUUAACUUAUUCUUUAAUUCAUCAUUUUGAUUAUAUAUUCUUUUGAAACUGCAGAUUAUUACAAUAAUCCUGUUAAUGUCUUUAUCUGUUUAUAAUUUGUAGAUAUUCAAUAAACCAUUUCCAUUCUUCUAUUAAAAAAAGUUUGUUAUCUUGGUUUCUUAUUCUUCCAGUAAGUUUUGCCAUUUCUGCAUAAUCCGUAAGUUUUGUAUCCAUUCAUCUCUCGUCAGGACUUCUUCUUUCCAUUUUUGGGCAAGUAACAUUCUUGCAGCUGUAGUUGCGUACAUAAAUAAAUUUCUAUACUGUUUGGGUAGUUCUACACCUAUAAUUCCCAAAAGAAAAGCUUCUGAUUUUUAAAAUAAAUGCUAUUUUAAACAUCAUUUUCAGUUCAUUAUAUAUCAUUUCCCAGUAAGCUUUAACCUCACUACAGGACCACCACAUAUGAUAAAAACAUCUGCACCCUUUUCACCUCCCUCAUAGGGGCCUUUGUUGAGGAAUGCAAGGCUUGGGUUGAUUCUUGUGGGGAGAGAUGGUUCUUGAGGUAUUGGGGUCCUGAGCUGCAUAAGGCUUUAUAGGUCAAAACCAGCACUUUGAAUUGGGCAUAGAAACUAAUUGGUAGCUGGUACAGCCAUGCCAUAAUUUGUGCUAUGUGCUCAGACCAUCUUGCCCUGGUGAUCAUCAGCAUGAGACCUAUAAUAGUAAAACAACAUCAGAGAGAGAGAGAAACUACACACCUGGGGAAGUAGCUAUAUUCAAGGCUAAUCCAAGCAUCUAAAUUGCACCAAUAAUUAAAACCAUAUAUGCAGGAUAGAAUGAACCCACCCUCUUUUUCUUUCACCUUUUGGCGUUCAGGGUUUUUGUCCCCAGUGCAUAUAUUUGGGCUUUCUGUAACACUGAUUCAGACACUUGGGCAUUUGAAUCUGAGUAACCAUUUCAUACUCCUAUUAAUAAUGGCUUUUUAAACUUUUAAAAAUAAUAUAACUAUGUGCAUGAAAACAAAAAUAGAUAUAGGUUGGUUUGGAGUCUCGGGUUGCAAUUCUGUGUGUAUUUCUUGGGAAUAAAUGCUGCUGAACACAAUAGAAGUUUACCUCUGCGUGAACAUGCAUAGGAUUGCGCUGUCAGUCUGCAAAAUGCCGAACAGCAGAUGAGCACUAAUGCCUGCUUAACGUUUCCUCAUAAGCUGCCCAGUUGCUCCCAAACUGUUCAUGUUCCUGCUUAUGAACUGUGAGGAAGAGCAUCACUUGUGGCUUGUGGCAUAGCCUGAAAUGUUUAUCCCUAGUGAUUUAAGGCAUGCCAACAAAAGCAAUUAUCAGGAGAGAUGUUGGUAUUCUGAUGAUUCAUAUGGUCCAUUUUAUUUCAUGGCAGAAAUCCCACUCCCCUUUCCCCCCCUUCUUUCCAUCAGUGACCCCUAGCAUUUUGAAAGCCAUGUCAGAGCAUCAGUUUGAAUUCACAAACUUCAAGAGAAUUCGUGUUGCUAUGGGGACUUGGAAUGUAAAUGGAGGCAAACAGUUUAAGAGCAAUAUCCUUGGUACCAGCGAGUUAACAGAUUGGUUACUGGAUUCCCCGAAGCUUUCUGGUGUUUCAGAAUUUCAAGGUAACAAAGAGCACUAGUCAUGCAGUGACAAGCGUAUUUGUGCUUAUAUACACACACAUUGUAUUCCUGCAUACAUGCAUGCAUAUGUAUCUAUGUUUGUAUUUGUUCUAACUCAGUUUGUGGGGCAUUAAAAUUGUUAGGGUACUUGCAUACCACCUAGAAACCUAGUUUUGUUCAUAAAUAGUCCAAGAUAAUGUAAAUAAGAGAAGUCUGAAAAUGCAGCAUUUGUAUAUUUUCCACUCAAAGGGAGGGACUUUUACCCCCAGUGGUCUAAGAUACUUCCAUCCCAUCUGAAAAGCUGGAAUUUAGUUCACAUUUAAGGCAUCCCUGGUGGGAUUCACCUAAUCAGCCCUGUCAGUGGAAACCCUGUACAAGCUACUUCCAUUUGCACAAUGGGUUUUCCCCUUUUCCCAAAAUUGAUUUUGGGCGUCAGGAGAACCCCUAGAAGUGUGGAGGGGGAGGAAUCUUUCCACCUGGCAAGCUACAAUGUUUGUGUAGAUGGAUUGUUUGGAAGAGCACAACACAGAAUUUCACCGCCUGAUUGGUAGAAAAGUCUGAAAGGGGCAUUCUGUGAUGAACAUGCAUGUGUGAACAAUAUUUGAAAAUCCAAGUCAAUAUUAGGAUUAUCAUAUACAGUAUAAUAAUAGAGGGAAGCAUUCCACCACAGAAAAAGCCAAAGCUCCACAUGGGAAAUAAUACUGGGCUUUGUGAGUUCUGUUGCCUUUCUCUAUGGCAAUGUUCUGCAACCUUGGGCGACAGGCUAUUGGACUAGUAACUCCCAUCAUCCCUAAUCAGUGACUAAGCUAGCUGGGGUUUAUGGAAGAUGCAGUCCAGUGACACAUGGGAACUCAUUGAUGAAGAACCCUGUUCUGUUCUAGAAUCAUACUUGCUUGCAUUGUGGGUGAGUGGGCAUUUUUACUAAAAGCUGGGUAUGUACAUCUGUGCCUACAGAAAGCAAGCAUAAUGCACUAGUGUCUCUCACAUACUCUCUCAACUUGACCAGCUGACCAUUGAAAUCACUUAACCAUGGUCAGCAACCAUGGUUUAUUUUGUUUUUACAUUAGGAAAAGAAACAUACUCACAAAGCAUCAACUCACUUUUGCAUGUGUUCUUCCCCGCCCCCCUCCUGUUACCAUAGAUGACCAUUGUCCGGCCGACAUAUUUGCCGUGGGAUUUGAAGAGAUGGUAGAAUUAAAUGCUGGGAAUAUUGUGAAUGCUAGGUAUGCUUAAACUGAGCUAUUUAACUAUAUUAUACUCCAUAUCAUAUAUUGACAUCGUUGCUUAUACUCUGUGUAGUGGUGCGUGCAUAAUUUACAAAAUGCUAAUAGCUGGUUCACAUAUGCAUGCUCAGCACCUGUUGACUCUGGCAUCCAGUGAUGAUUGUCAUGCAUGCAUGAGCCUUCAAAGAUGAAUCACCACAAAUAAAUCUUUCAUAUCACCUGAUAUCAAUUCAAGCACAAUAAAUUUAAAUGGAAACUGCAUUCAUUCAUUCAUUCAAUGGAAUAUCAUCAAGUGUUGAAUAAUCAAGUGAUGUUCAUUCAUACGUGAACCACACUCAGAUGGGCUUUAUUCAUUGCAAUAAAUAACUAUGAUUUUGCAGCCUUUCAAACAUGGCAGAAAGAGAAUGAAAUGAAAAAUGCUGAUUUCUCUGAAUCUCUGUUAGAAACUGGUCUAUUAUUGUCUUAUCUGCCUGAAGUGGUGGAGACACAGAGGGGCUCUGGCGCAGAGUAAAACCAGUGUAUCCUGUAUGAACAUGAUAGAUAGAUAAAGUGCUGAUGCAGCCCUGAGUUAUGAAUAAGGUGCCAUUUAUAAGCUCUGGAAUUAACCCUGUGUUUUAUCCAGUGAAGACUAUUUCAUGCCCUAUCCAAUUUUCCUGCUGCUGCAAUUAAUGCUUGCGUUUACCUGUUGCAGCACAACUAAUAAGAAGAUGUGGGGAGAACAGCUUCAGAAAGCCCUUUCAAGGACACAUCGAUACAUUCUGUUGACAUCAGCACAGCUUGUUGGUGUUUGCCUCUUCAUCUUUGUACGACCUUUCCAUGUCCCCUUCAUCAGGUAUAUCCCCUGCAGUGGUGAACUGGGAGCAAGCAGAAGUCUUCUUUCACUGCAAAUUCUAAUUUGGUGAAAGUGAAGGGAAAUAAUUAUUAAGUGGGAAUUUACUCACUCUUGCUCAUGCUGCUUUUGCAUUACACACAUUGUUUUUGUUUAAAAAAAGAAACUUUCAUAAUCAGUGAUUGAGCCUGAAAUCCUAAACAUAAGUAAGACCCACUGAAUUAAGGAUUCUGCUGUUGGGAUCCUGUCACCAACUGCAAUUCUUGCAGCAAACUCCAUUCUUUUUCAAAGAAUAUGGGCAGGAAUUGUGAUUGAUGAACUGCUCCCUUUGAAUUGGAUUCUGCUUGAAUAAUUCACAGAGUAUGACCAGUGAGUCUUGGAAUCUUUAUUGAUAUGUCUUCAAAUUGGACAUGCCCUCCAUUAAGGAAACUAUAUUUUAGGGCAAGCUUAAUGGCAUGCAUCUUGAAUAUGGCUGGCUAGAUAGAUGGCAGAAUGAACAAAGGAGUGUGAGCAAAAUUAAAAAAUAUAUAAUGUUUCUGUUUAAUUCUAUAUAUUUCUUUCAAGGCAGUUGUUCCAUCUAAGCCUUAAUAAACUUUUUUUUUUUUUUAACCCAGGUUCAGAAGUGCUGUUAUGCCAAAUGUGAUUUAGAGUUUUGAAUGGGUGAAAAAUGGGUCAAAAUUUAUUGGGGUGAGGGGAGUUGUCUGUAUUUUAUUCUGGGAAAUCUCCCAGUGGCCACAUACGACUGGUGAGUGUGCGGCCAGACGUGAAAGUGGGCAGAGCAAUGAAUGUAAAGUUUACCUUUGUAUGCUAGGCUAGUUGCUAUGCACACAGAUAUACACACACACAAACACCCUGCUCCGUCCUUCAUACAAACAAGCAAGGGGCAUUAUCAAAGUUCGAAACACAGUUCAGCCAGACAAAAACACUCAAGGAGGGUCAGAAGCAGGGGCGUUGAGGGUGUGGCCACAGGACAGUCACAAGUGUUAGAUGGAGAGACCUGGAGCGUAAUUCUGUGACAUCACAUCAAGAUAAUAAAUACAUGAGCUGGAUAAAGUCAGUGUAGUGGCAGUUUCUCUUUUGUAAGGCCCAUGUAGAUGCAUCGGACCUUCCAUGUUUAUUCCUUUUGUCAGGGCUUGCACAGGAUCCUUCUUUGCUAGUCAUGGAGCCAUAGAAUUGUAGAGUUGGAAGGGACCCCAAGGGUCAUCCAGUCCAACCCCCUGCAAUGCAGGAAUCUCAACUAAAGCGUCCAAGACAGACGGCCAUCCAACCUAGUGACAGUCUACUGUGCCUAUUGUUCUAUGUAUUUCCUUGCCACUUCCUUAGCAAAUGCUUCCUUUUGUCUUUGGCUGUUCUCUCCUGCCCAGGGAUGUAGCAGUGGACACAGUGAAGACUGGAAUGGGAGGGAAAGCUGGCAAUAAAGGAGCAGUUGCCAUCCGUUUUCAGUUUCAUAGCACCAGCUUAUGCUUUCUAUGCAGCCACUUGACAGCUGGUCAGUCUCAGGUGAAAGAGCGGAAUGAGGACUAUAAAGAGAUCACACAGAAGCUGAGCUUUCCAAUGGUGAGGUUCUUGAAAUGUUUUAUUUAGAGUUGUGCUGAAUUCUCACCCAUGAAAACUAUCAGAGCAAAAGGAAUAUAUUCAGGGGCGGGUGGGUGUAAAGUUCCACCCGUUCUCCCUUCUCCCCAAUCUUAAUUCAGGGAAUGUAGCACAGACAUUUAUCUCCAUGUGUGUGUGAGGAUUUCUGUAGCUGCUGAUUCUGAAGCCUUAAAAAGAUAGCCUGAAUUUGGGCAAACCAUGCUUAGAAGUAACUUGUACAUCUGUAUUCAAAAUAUAUCCAUAUUAACAGUGCCCUCUAGUGAUACUAUAGCUGCAGACACGAUUUGGUGUGGAAUGCAUAUAUUUUUGUUCGGUAUGUUUUGAGUUUUUGUUAUGCUUGGUUUUAUAACACACAUUGAAAUUUAGCUGAAAUAAUGGACUCUAAACAAAAGCUUGAUGGUUGAGAAUUGUAGUAAAUCUUUAUUACAGUUGGUUUCAAUUUAUAUUUAUAGUAGUGAGACUAUAGUUUUAAGGGGCAAAUUCACCUUCAUUUAAUAUGAAGAUUGAGCUUUGGUGGACAGGAAGUGGCUCACUUGGAGAGGUGGAACCAACAACACUAGUUUCCUGGCAACAGUAUUGCUGCCACUUACCAGGAGUGGGAGGGAUGAAAUGGCAGGGAGGUUGGCAUGGUGGGGCAGGUUCACUGGCAGGAGCACUGGAUUGGCUCCACCGAUGCACUUGUACUGAACCAAUGCCUCCACCGCUCCAUUUCCCUCUAGGUAAAUGUCAGGGACACCCCUGCCAGGAAGCUAGCAUUGCACCUCAUAUCUAUGUGGGCCAUUUCUGUUGGUAGAAGCACAUUCUUCAAGUUAAAAGCAUGCGCCAUCAAAACAGAUGUGCAUAUGCGCUUGAGCUAUCUUAGUUAACUGUGAUUGUGCCUGAUUAUAGGGUCAGUAUUGGUUCAGUAUAAGAUAGUGGCCUGUACUGAAACUAAAGAUCAAAGUUGUAUCAAGAAACAUAGUGCCCAGUAUUUAUUAAUGGGCCAUGCUCUGAAGAACAUUCUAAAACAGCACUCAGAAAUAAGGAAGAUUAAAAUCCUGUUGUUUAAUCUGUGCUUGAAAAUACAAUUUUCUCUCACACACAAACAGGGAAGAAGCAUGUUUUCCCAUGACUAUGUGUUCUGGUGUGGUGAUUUUAACUACCGCAUUGACUUGACCUAUGAAGAAGUAUUUUAUUUUCUCAAACGACAAGAUUGGAAGACACUCCUGGAGUUUGAUCAACUGCAGCAGCAGAAAUCCAGUGGAAAAGUAAGGGGACUGGUGCUGUUUGAAAGAGCAUUUACUAUAAAAGAGAUAUUCACCCGAAAGCUCUUUAGUUAUUUGAAGCAGAUGCCCAAAGCCUGAUCUGAAUGCACAUGUUGCAGCAACCUAGCUGAAUCUAAGCAGCUUUGGGUCUGGAUGAGAGACUACUUAGGGACACUAUUGAGGCCACCUUCUGUUUUGCAGUGGAAGGCAGGGUGAUUAUUCAUUUAAUAAACAAUGAUAUUCUUAAAACUUGUGCUGCCAGAGGUCCAUGGUGUACAUCUGGUUGCUUUUGUUUGAAUUUUUUUAAAAAUCCUACCUUCCUUCUGAAAUAAAUAUCAAGGUAGGUUAGCUACAGGGUUUUUUUGGGGGAGGGACUAUAGUAAAAUAAUAAUGAAGUUAGAAAAGUUGGAUUUUUUUAAAAAAAACAACAACCAAAAUUUAAACUCUUAGUGGCCAAACAGGAUUAUAAUUAUUUUUUAAUGGGAUCAUUUUUCUAGUUGCCAUUUUGUCUUAUUCAAGUACAUAACAUGAGCAAAAAUAUUUUGCUAAAAAUGCAAGUACAGUGGUACCUCUGGAUGCGAAUGGGAUCCAUUCCAGAGACCCGUUCGCAUCCUGAAGCGAACGUAAGAUGCGUCUGCACGUGCGCCGGUCGCGUUUCGCCGCUUCCGCGCAUGCGCGUGACAUCAUUUUGUGCAUCUGCGCGUGCGCGAGUGGCAAAACCUGGAAGUAACACGCUCCGUUACUUUUGGGUCGCCGCGGAGCGCAACCCAAAAAUAUUUAAGCUGAAGCGUAUUCAUCCCGAGGUAUGACUGUAAUCAGGCUGCUAUCUAUGCUUAGAGCUACAUGGCGGAGAUCUGUUUUAUACCAAGAGAAAAAAUACUGUAUGAAUGGCACCAUAAUAAGCCACGCUUUAGAUGACCUCUGAUUUGUUUUAUAGAUCUUUAAGGAUUUUCAUGAAGGAACUAUUAAUUUUGGUCCAACAUAUAAGUACGAUGUUGGCUCAGAGGCUUAUGAUACAAGUGACAAAUGCAGAACCCCAGCCUGGACUGACAGAGUACUUUGGUGGAAGAAGAAACUUCCUAUUCAUAAAACGGGUGGGUAGGAUCUUUUCAGUUUUUUAAAAGUCUGAUAUACUUCUUUUUGGAUCAUGAAAUAAAGAUACGUAUUGUAAUAGCUUAAUUAUAGACGGGUACCAAAGUUAGAUCCUCUUGUGUCAACUGACACCUCUAUGGGGCAGAGAACUCAAAAUUGCCGUACUUACCAUUUGAGUCACCCUGUAUGGACAUAGAUGAAUUACUAUUUACCAUCAGUGCAUUGUGUUUUGUCGCCCAUACCACUGCAGUACUCAUGUGUUAAAAUAAUAUAUAUAAUAAUACUUUGUGUCUUGACAGUUGGGUGCCACAUAAGUUAUAAGCCACCAUAAAAAGUGAUUGAAGUCCCAACAUUUUACUGAACGUUUGCUCUAAUGAUUUUAAACUCUGAAACUGAAUUCUGUUUUUUUUUACAAAGCUGGAGAGAUCAAUCUUUUUGAUACUGAUCUCAGUCCAGAAACCAAAAUCAGACCCAUUUGGUCUCCUGGUGCCUUGAUGUAUUAUGGAAGAGCUGAACUUCAAGCAAGCGAUCACAGGUACCGUAACAUCAACGGAAGCAUAACCCUUCUGAAAUGGCAGAGAUGCUGUUGUUUCUGUGAUUGUCAUGCUUUUCUGUACGGUUGCAUAGUAAAGGAUGGUUCUGUAGCUCAUAUGGAAAGCGGCAUGCAAAACAUGCAUAAGGUCUCAGGUUCAACCUCUAGCAUCUCUAAUUCAAAAGAUCACAGAUUUAAAAAAAGAUUAUGAGGAAAUUAUCCAGGACUGUGGAGAGCCAUUGCCAGGCAGAGCAGACGAUAGCUGGUGAGACUGACCUAAUUCACUAUAAAGGAGUAUGUUCUUGGUUCAUGCUCACAAAAUCCUUUGGCCAAUUAGGUGUGCAGCAUUGACAGUUUCUGAGGAAUCCCAGAUAGCCCUUUGUGGCACCCUAUGCUAUCAGUGUGAUCCUAGAGCCUUUUCUCAUAAAAAAAAAUUAGGUGGUCAUUAGAACACCAAAAAGCAAGUAACAUUGGUCAAGUGAAAUCAGUCACGUUGAAAUUGAAAUUGUCAUAUGAAUCCAUAAUUCUGGAUCAAUUAAUGCAAAAACAUCAAUGGAUGCAAAACUAAAGCAUUUCAAACAACAUGGGCAACCCCAUAUGCAAUUUUACCCCUCCACCUAUCCCUGUGUGACCCAGCCGAUGGUUGCAAUUGGUUCCCUGACUCCACACCUGCUGUGUGGUUGUAAUCUUGUGCCACCAUCUUGCUGCAUCAUGGAAAGUCAGUUGUGCUCACUGGGUGCCCAGAGGGGAAAGGAGAUAGUCUAUGAUGGCAAAUCUUAAGGAUAAAAACAUGUGAAGCUUACUUUAUUUUAUGAAAAAAUGUGGGGAAAGAAAGAGAAAGAAGCUAAUGGUUUUUUUUCAAGCUUUGAUUCUACACUUGAUUUGUUUCCUUCAUAAAAUAAUUAAAGCAUAAAUAACUUUUGCUGUGUUUUUUAUUUUCCCACUAGUUUUAGUAUCUGCAUUUCCCUAAAAUGUAACAAAAAUAUCAGAAGACAGAAAUCUUGUCUGCUAGACAGCACCUGUAGGCUGAGACUAUAUGUCAUUUGCAGACACACAUAAUCCUCCCUCUGGCUACCCUGCCAUUAGGAGGUUGCUGUCAGUAACGGUGGUAUCUGGAUGGGUACUUGACAACAACAGAGGAGGGAAUUUUGUCUUGUCUUUUUAGAGUUGGUCUGCCACUGUGAAGAACAAGGCCUUUAAUCCAUCAGUCUCCUAUGGCUAUAGGCUUUCCCCCAGUUGACCAACUCUUGGUAUAGAUUCUUAUAUGAUUGUGUGGACAGGUAUGUUAUUUUUUUAAAUAAAAGAAAGUGUUGCAUAAGUUGCCCCAUCAGAUAUAUUGAGAAACCAAGCAAUGAAACUGUGUGUUAAACAGGCCUGAUUUCCAAUUGCUUUGAUUGUGCCAACAAUUUUUAAUAACGUGUCAACAUUUCCCUUCGUCUUCUUACUUCUUUAUUUCCCCUGGAAUUAUUGGUUUCCCUCACCCAUCUCUUUCUUCUUAUUUCUCUGAUUAGGCCUGUUUUAGCUAUCGUGGAAGUAGAAGUCCAAGAAGUUGAUGUGGCGGCUCGGGAGAAAGUUUUCCAGGAAGUGUCAUCCUUCCAGGGUCCUCUGGAUGCCACCGUAGUGGUGACUCUGCAGACACCAUCACCUGAAGAGAGAGAUGAAUUUCCAGAGGACUUGCGUACCGAACUAAUGCAAAUCUUUGAGACUUAUGGCAUCGUUGUACUUGUAAGGUACAAAUAUUCUUCUCAUUAAAAAAAUCUACACCCCAGUGGCUUGGAUUCUAACUUCCUGCUCCUGUGACUGAAAUGAGUUUCUGUGAAGUGUGGAAGUUUGUCCAUGUCACAACAAACAAUAAUUAUUAGAGGAUAUUUCAGUGCCACAAUCCUUUUUCCAAGUAAUACAUUUUAUUGAGCAUUGUUUUUAGUUAAUAUCAACAAUCACAGCCAUAAUAACGGAAGGUCAAAGUGAAGUAGACCAAAAAGUUGAGCCACUGAGCUUAGGAAAUGGCAGGUCAGCUUUCCUGUAUGUUUAUCUGACGAAAUGGCUCCUGAGAGCUAGUGGUCUCCUCUAGAGAAUUGGUCAGACAAGCUUGACAGCUUACCCUGAAGUAGUACCUUAGGGCAAACUAAAGCGUCAGCUUAAAAAUGCACAAACUUCUCUUGCGUUCUGGGUAUAUUUCUGAAUUAUUUAUGCUGAAUGGACUUAGCCCUAAUUCAAACACAGGUGGGUCAGAACACUGUGUUCUUGGGUGCCUGAAACAAAAAGCUUUUAUACUCUGAUAUAAUGUGUUGUUGUUUCUCCUCACAUACAUUGAGCAUUGUGUAUGCAUGCGAAUAAUGCAGCCUCAUCUCCGUAUUGGAUUAUUAUUUAACAAAUUUGCAUACCUUUGGCACAUAGUCAAAAGGCACCACCAUCCUUGUGUAUAAAUUACUUGUUCCAGAAUUUAUCCCACAACCUAGUUAUUUAUCAUGAUCAUCAGCAUGGAAUAGAAUUCCUAUUGCCUUGUGCUGAAGCUUUGAAAAAACUCAUCCUUCUACCACCCUUCAGUCACCCUAAUUGUGAGUGUAUUAUCAUAGCAAUCACUGAAGUGUGCCAAAGGAGAAAUAAUACAUGUUUUCUAUGAUCAACGUUAUGUGGUCUUUAGUAUAUGGCAGUACAACUCCAUUCCAAAAAGCGCUGAGCCCCCUUUCAAUAAACUCUCCUAGAUACCCAGCAACACUUGUGGCAGAUUUAAGGAUACAGGAUCAAGAAAAUGAAAAGUUUCAAGUCAUGAAAGCUAUAUGCACAUAUAAUGUACACAUCUCAAAACAAAGGAGAUUCAGAUUCAGAGUCAAUGUACCAGUUGCUGGGGAGCAACAGCCAGAGCCAAUCUGGAUAUUACCUAAGAAAUAUUAAAAGAAGUCACCUAAGCCAUUCAUGCUUCCCCUCUUCCCCAUUUCAGCUUAAAUCUGCUCUAAUUUUAAGCACAGAGUGAGAACAUAAGUUGUGAUUGAAGCAACAUAUCAGACAUUAUCUCUUUACACCAGCUUUUCAGUUAGGCACAGAUACAGAAUCAUUCACUCUGAAUGAGCAAGAUGAUAAAUUUAGUACCAUCUGCCCUAAAAGCAUUGGAGGCAAUUAUAUUAUUCACAAGACUAAAUGCAGGAAGUAAUAGGCAUGUGCACAGUUGAUUGACCACCUCUUUCUUUCUUUCUAUUCUUGUCAGGAUCAAUGGAGGCCAGAUGCUUGUAACAUUUGCAGAAAGCAGGUCUGCUCUUCAAGUUCUUGAUGUAGAUGGUGCCAAGGUAAGGAAAAUAAAAAAUUCCCUGCACUAUUUUAGGUACCUAAAUGGCUAUUGGACAGAGAGCUGACAUUCACUAUUCUCUUUGAUUUCUUUGAAUGCCAGGCAUUUUUAAGUCCUCAUUGGACCGCAUCUUUAAUAUGAAACUGACAUUUCCCUGAACACCAGCUUGUAGUUUCAGGCUGAUUGGUUUUUUUAAAAAAAGUUAGCUACUAAUACAAGCUCCAGAGAGAAUCUCUGAAAACUAUAAACUGGUGGAUGUGACUACUCAGACAAGGAAGACUCCUGUCAUCCCUUAAAGACUAAAUACAUUUAUUACGACAUGCACUUGCCUACUUCACUAGAUGCUCAUGCCAUUGCCACAGUAAAUCCAUUAGUCUUUAAUUUUCCACAGGACUCAUUGUCUUUAUGUUUUGUAUGAGAGCAACAUUUUGUAGACUGAACUUCAAGGAUCCUCAGUUUUGAGGAUGUCAGUGAUGUGAAUAUGGGUGGAUCAAGUCAAUAAUAUGCACACUUGGACUUGGAAAAGCAGGUCAAAUUUCUCCAGGAAAUACUCACACAAAUUAAAUCCCCCUACCUAGCAUUAACAUAAACACUCUUAUGUGCUGUGUAAUUAGUCGGUAAUGCAGGGCAUAUAUAAAUGACCAACUUUCUUUACAGGGAGAGGCAUGCAGUACUACUUUACAGAUGAAUCAUCUUGGCCCUCUUGGUUUUACCAUAACUAUCAGUGGCUGGGAAAGGGGCAUUAACAGUGGAGUAGCAGUAUUUUCAGAGUUCAGAUUAGACUAGGCAAGUAAGCAGUUUGAUACGGCACUGAAGAAUUGCAUCAUUAUUCCAUAGCUUCUAGAGAGUAGGCAACGUACUGUUUAUGUAACCAGGGCUAGUUCCCCAUCAGCGUCACAGUGCAAAUGGCCCUUGAACACACUUCAGCCACCACCAAGACGAAACAAAACCUUAGAGAGUAUUACAAAAGUGAGGAAAAUGUCAUAGUACCUUCCCUCUACAUGUCAGCUAUCAAAAGUAGCCAGUCAAGAGCUCCACCUACUCUUUAGAAUAUUUAGCUGACAGCUUUUGUCUUAAAUCUGUUGAACUAGGCUUUCGGUUUACAUUCUUUUGAAGGUUGGGUCUCGUUUGUGCAUAGUGAUUUGAUUAACCAGUUUCCUUUUUUCUUUUUGUAAUGCAGAUUAAAGGCAAGACAGUGAAGAUCUGGCCUAAAACCCAGGACUGGCUGAAGGGCCUUCAGGAGGAAAUCACUAGGAAACGAGACAGCAUCGCCCCCAUGUCACCCACAGCAAACUCCUGUCUACUGGAGGAAAAUUUUGAUUUUACAAGUUUAGAUUAUGAAUCAGAAGGUUUGUGGCCUGGACUGUAGCUAGAUGUGUGAGCCCUCAGUUUCUCUCCAAGUCUCUCUGUGUGCUCUUGAUUGGUAUCUUUGGAAUCAGAAAAGUGAGCAGUGAUUCAGUCCUGCAACACUUAUUUGCUAACCUUCCUCUUCACUGUACUUCCUAUAGUGAGACUUGCUGCCAAAGACAGCUGCAGAAAAAGAAAUGGGCAUUUAGCAGAGGGAUUUCCCUAUUUCUUCUUCGUCUUAUUGCUUCUGCUGCUUCUCUUGUUGCAUUGGAAAGUGUUUUGGAAGAGCUUUGUUAAGCGAUGUGUUGGGGCUGCAUUCAGGAGAGGCAUUCAAAAGCCCUGAUUGAUGUGCAAAGGUUCCCCUCACAGCCCUCUGAUCCUUUCUAUGGGAAAAUGCCACUACACCUCACUUUUAAACAUUCCUGCUUCCUUUUUAUACAAAUUGCAACUAGAGUAAGAAGCAAGAACAGAUAGUCCAGUUUCCCACCAAUAUUUCCAUUGCUGUAUCUUCUGAUUUAGGUGAUAUCCUUGAUGAUGAUGAUGAUGAUUUGGAUGACAUGCUGCCACAUUUACCUCUAACGACAGAAGUGGCAUUAGCAGUGGACGAUUUGCUGGAUGGGCCUGAAUGUUUGAUGGUGGCAUCCACGGUACAUGCAAACAAAUCUCACCAUGCUGGAAGAAAGCUGCAUCUGUAUAAAGGUAACAUCUUUAUAGGAUAGUGGCUAACUAGACAACUGCUGUGUUCAAAGCACAGUGAUUGGGCUUUUGAGACUGGCUUCCAUGAACAAGAUACACUGUGGGUGUGGCUUGCUGACCAAGUUAAAAUUGUCAUUGUUCCCAGAGAAAAAAUGGUUCCUUGUCAAGUCUCAUUAUCUGAGUCAAACCCAAUCAAGUGUGUGUGUGUAUGUGUGUGCAUGUGUUUUGUUCGUUGACUUUUUACAAGCUUUGAACUGAAACUGGUUGAACAAAGUAUUUUUCAUCCAUGGCUAUAUUGUGCAGCACAGAGAAAAAAGCAAUGUUUUUUGUUAUUAGUAUAAAACAAACCAAUAAUAAAAUGAAGGAGCUAAAUUUAUAUAACACAGACACAUACUUCCAUGCAAAAUAUAAGUAUGCGUUUAUUUCUUUCAAUAUGUCCUUCAUAUAGAAAGGUAUAUUCAGUCGCCUUUUGUCACUUGAUCUCAAUCUAUAUUGAAUUCAUUGUUUGGUAUUAGGCUUCCCAUGACUGCAAGCUGGAGUCACCUGAUCGGUUUGCCUCUGCUUUUCAUCACAUGAUCCCAGCCUGCAUUGCACAUGGUGUGGGACCUGCAAGGGCAUUUGUUUAUGUAUGUUGUGUGCCUUUUAGAUAUGCACUGAAUAUACAUCUGGUCCUUUUUAGAAAGCUCUGUCUCAGUGACUUGAGAGCAAACCAUGUGACCCAAACUCCAUACCACUGAAGGCAAAUAAAUUCCAGAAACCUCUGCCAAGUGCUAAGAGAGCACGCCACCUCAUUUGCUAGCCAGAUUUCCCCUGCAACUCGUUCCCCCCAAAAUGAGAGGUAGAAACGGCUCAAGCAGUUGAUGAAGCUUGAUACAUUGCCGCUUGACAGAAGAGGGUGGUUGAAUGUUGGGUCACUGAACACUUGGGAAGUUUCUCCUGGUUCAUUUCUUAGCUUACCUUCUUUGAUGGGUAAACAUUUCUUUUUUGAUAUCAUGGCUUUUUCCCUUGCAUUGGUCUGUUUUCUAUUUUUUAAUGAUUUUGACACGUUCCCUAGAUGAUGCUGACCUGAUCGAACCGAAACAAGAGCUGGACGGAGGUGGGGAGUUUCUCCAUCGUUCCCCGAGCAGGUCUCUUUCUGUCCCAGGCAGGCCUCGGCAGCCUCAGCCACCACAGCGACCUCCUCCUCCAGGUGGGGGGCUCCAUUUUCUCCCUCUGUGCGGAAAACAGUGUUUGGAUUGCUGGCUCCUCAAAGCCACAGCAUAGCCAGAACACUGGAAGGAGUGUGCUGAAGCCGGUGAGAUUUAUGCCUGCAGGCAUUUCAUUAAAAAAUACUGCAAGGCAGAAGACAACAUACAAAAUUACAAUAAGACCCAAAACAUAAAUGAAAACUGGUUGGGAAAAAGAAAUGCGUGUUUCAAAGGCCUAUCUGGAUAACAGAGUUUUCAGAAAAUGUAGGCAGGGAUGAUUCCUGCCAACCCUCUCCUGUCAGGGAAUUCCAUAGGGUAGGACCAGCCACAUGAAAGGCUCAGUCCCUGGUAAAUACCAGCUGGACCUCAGGGCACUGGGGAACCACCAUCAGAUGAUUUCCAUGAUCAAGGAAGAGCAUAAGCAUUCAGAUGGUCCUUGAGGUACUUUGGGCCCAGGUUGUUUACAGGUUUGUGAAUUAGCAGAAGAACUUUCAACCUGGCCCAGUAGCAAACUUGACCCAGUUUACAUAAGAUGGAGUCAUUGGCUGUAUAAAUCCUUUGCAGUUUUAGUCUGACAAAAGCAGAGCAUUAACCACUGGAGCAAACAAGGGCUGUAUCCAGUGCUCUGCAUGAGCAGAAGGGGCUUCUGCAGUGGGACUUCCACCACUGUCUUCCUCCCCCUGCAUCCUGGAACAGGUUUUGAGGGUGUGCUCAGGGAAGAAAAGAUGGCGAAGUCUGCUCACACAAUGCUAAAUUCCACCUAAAAUGAUUUAUUAGCUUAGGGCAGAAUUCUGCCCCAAGGACCAGAAUUGUUUAAAUCAAUGGUUGAACUGUAGUGCUUUCACUGUUACUUUUUUUUAAAACACACCCACGUGCAAAAUGUCAGAAAUCAAUGCAUGUGUCUCUCCUCCAGCUGGAGUAUCUGUUAAAAAAUCCACAUCAGAUGGGUUUAUCUCUUCAGGAGGCCACUCUCUGUGUUCCAUCCUGCAGACUGCAAAGCUUCUUCCAGGGGCACCUCAGCAACCAGUGAGUAGUUCAGCACAAUUGUUUGAGUCAUUUGGUGGAGGGCAAGAGGUGAGACGAAAAAGAAAACAGUGUAUUUACAAUUACGCAUAUCCUGCCUUUCUGGAUAGAAAUCCAUCCAAGGCAGCAUAUACAACAUAUGUUGAAAUUGUUUGUGAUGUUUAAAAAAAUAUUAAAAAGUCAACAGACACAUCAGAUGUGUAAAGUACCCAGUGUAUUAUUUAUUUUUGUGCAUUGUGCUUGAAAUCUCCAGUGUCAUCUAUGAGAUGCUGAAGUUGCAUAGCAACCAUUAUCUGUGGGAUGAAGAUGUUAAAGGGGCAGCCAGAAAAAACACUCAUGCAUGGGCGCAUGCAUCUAUAAAGAGCCAUUUCAGGAGCAUCUCACACAGCAUGACCUUGCCACUAUAUGACAGCAAAGUACAUCCUUUGUUCAUCCUUUGCCAAUUUGCUAAAGUGAAGAAACAACAUGUUUGUAUAGGACCUUUCCUAGAAAUAUUACCAUUCUGGGGUUAAGGUGCCCCAGCAGUGAAGCCCCUAGAUCAGGGAUGGGGAACCUGUGGCCUAUCAGAUACUGUCAGACUAAAACUCCCAUCAUCCCUUGCCAUUGGCCAGGCUGGUUGAGGCUGAUGAGAUCUGGAACUCAACGUUUGGAGGGCACCAGGUUCCCCAUACCUGCCCAAGGCCUAAUCAGCACACCAAGUCGUGGCAGCUCCUUAAACAGGGUGUCUAUUGGAAGACCUAAGGGCACAGUGGAAUGGGAGAGUGGAAUGAAGCAUAUAUAAGUAUUCCUUCUUGUGAGAGGGAUUUAUUGACAUUAAUUCAUGGCUGGUAGACAAAAACUAACCACUCUGAAAAUGUUAAGGCUACUUCCCUGUUUAUACUCUGCUUUAGAAAGUGGCAUAUGCAUGAUUUUCUUCUGGGCUCACUCUGUCUGUUAUUUGUUUUCCUUUAAAUUUUUGUAAGCCAAAAUCACGGACUGGAAUUAGCAAGCCAUAUAAUGUCAAGCAGAUCAAAACCACCACCCCUCAGGAAGCAGAGGAAGCGAUUAGAUGCCUGAUGCAAGCAAAAGGAGGUAACAUGAACAAAUUUCAGUUAAGAACAUUGAUAAUAUCUGUUUCUAUGUUAUCUUUUCAGAGCUACAUAAGCAUGCCUAAGAAACAUCUCUUUUGGGCGCCAUCUUAAAAUGUUAAUCACUGCUGUUCUCAUUUCCUGUAGUGAAACCUGAGGAGCUGUCAGUUUGGAUUAAAAUACUGCUUGUAUUUUUGUUUCAACUUGAACAUACUGCUCCAUUUUCAAACUGAUCUGUUGAUGUGAAUAAGACUAUUUGGGCAAAUAAAACUUUUGAAUUUACCUGGCAUGUAGGAUAAGUAGAUUUCUACAAUUCUGUAUUUCAGUAACUCCGGAGGAAGCCUUGGCACCCAUUUCAGGAAGGAACCAAACUGUCACUAAAUCUGAAAGCUUCCCUGGUGUUGCAAAGUCUGCACAACUUCACAGCCCGCAACCACCCCCAGUGCUCAUACCUCAGCGUCCAGCACCAAAAGUUCCCUCUGCUAAGAAACCAGCACCCAUGCAGAGGAUGGGAGAGAAGCCAGGAUGUGUAAGUCUCCAUUAGAUGCUUCUAUAGGGUUCAGUCAAUAUUCAGAGGGCAAAUUUGGGGGUUGCACAUGCAGUUGGUAGAAGUUUGCAACUGAACUUGUCAUUGGGCCGAGUUAAUAGGUAUGUGGCCUUCAAAAGUCCCUUCAUCUCCAAAACUGUGCCCCCAGAGUACCAUCAAGGAGAAAGAAGACUGCUAUCUUUGGGUUACAUAGGGAGUGAGAUGAAUAGCCAGGACACACUCUUGCUCAAUCCCAGCUACAUUAUGACCUUGGAUUUCUCCAUUGGUUUUCUUUAUGGGAAGUUCUCACUUCUGUUCUGGGGACAUGAAAAACAGCUUUUCUGUGUGAACCAGGAAAUCACCUAGACAGACACUGAGAGGGUUCCUCUGCCCAUUUUGUAUUUAUAUAUCCAUUUCUCUUGGAAAAGGAGAAAUAGAGACAAAUAGAUGGCCCUGUCUACUUUCCACUCUCCUACUUACUCCUUUUGCUCUCUGGCCUUCUCUUUCAGCUGGCCUCUCUCUUGCCCACUGGUGGAGGAAAGGGGGUGCAGUUCGCCCUGGGUGUCAUCCCUGAGGGAGGGUGACAUUGCCACCCCACCCCCGCUGGGACGCUCACCCUGCCCCCAGGUGCUGGAGCAGCUAGCUCCGCCUCUGCUCUUGCCCCCUCUCCUUUGCACUUCCGCACCACCACAGCAGCAGGGGAGGGGCAAAAAAAGCAGUAUUUUAAACAGCUUGAAUGCCAUUUUUGGAUGAAGGGUGGGUUACACAUUGUUAAAAUAAAUUAAGUAAAUUAGAGUCAAUGUUGCUGGUCAGCUUCUAACUCCUUGUGUUCAGCUAUUCCACAGCCAACAGAGCUGUGUUCUGUCCCUCCACCGCAGCCCAUUUAUCUUUUCCAACUAGAUACUAAGCAUGCACAGUCCUCAAUGGUCUGUUUUUAAGGGGGUGAGGGAUUUCCCCUUCAGAUUUUUUUUUAAAAAAAGAUUUUUGUACAUCUGCAAACUUGAGAGUUCACCUGAGCAUGUAGGCACCUCCUCUUCCUUGAUGGCCAUACUUUGGCUUCAAAGCUUGUUAGCACUCUGAGACAGAGUUCAUAAUUAGCAGGAGGAAUGAGAGCCAUGGAAAGGACGUAAUUCUUUCUCUGGAAUGUUGAAGCUUUUAAGCACAUUUUUAAAUGGAUAUAUUAAGAUUUUAGAAUGCUGCAUGUACAGAAUUAGAGAAGGCCAUCUUACCUUUGUCAAGAAUACAUCAGCUUUGCUUUGGGGGUGGGUAUGUGCGAUUGUCUCUCUUUAUAAUCACUAUGGGGCUGGUUGAAUAGCAACUGAUUGACAUUAUGACAUCCUUUUCUUAGCCUCCUUCUCCAGAAGAGCAGUUUGAGCACUUCUCCUUUGCGCUGCCAGAGUCUUGCCUUGAGGCUAGAGCCAUUGCUACAAGUCCUACCAGAGCAGCCCCUGUUCCUAAGCCAAGAACAGUCCCCCCAGGCAAAAUCCUUGAGAGGAGGAGCAGCGAAAGGUACCCGGCUGCUUUGCGUCUUCUAGAGGAGAGCUCUUGUCUUCCUUCUCAGAAUUCUACCCAUGCUCCAAGAGUUCCACCGAGGAGAAAGAAAUCUGCCCCUCCCGAUUUUCAUCUGCAAGUACUCCAGAGCAGUGACAGCCUGUUUCUCAAGGGGUUAACAUUUAAUUCCAACAAUAACAACAAUCCGUCUCACACUCAGUCUGAUUCCAUCCCACUUUCUCCAAGUGAGCCCUUUCUACCUGCAGCAGCAGGAGCCAUGACCAGCCCAAUAGACGACUCUUCGAGGUUCAUGACUUCAGAGUUAAUUAGCGGCCUGCAGGUUCUUCCGCCCAUGUGCCUCCAGCAGCAACACCAGCAGCUUUCAGACGAUGACUUUCUUAGAGGGAGCACCAGUCUUUUAGACCUGGAGACUGACUUCAUUGCUUAUCAGUCAAUCCCUCAACCGCUGCCGAUCAACCCAACACACGCUCCAAAAGAUGUGAAACUCCCCAGUGCAAGUGAUUUCAGCCACUGGGUUACAUUUGGUGAAGAGGGCAACAGCGGCACCAUCUCUGAAAGUCCUAGUGUACUGGUUGCGUCCAAGCCGAACCAAAAUGCCUGUGUGGACCCCAACACCAGUUUAAAACUAUGAGCGUGGAUCGUCCCCCCCUUUUGCUUUUUCUACAACAAACAAACAAAUCAUAACAGGACAGGAUUUUUGCUGAAACAAUUUGCUUUAUUCUCAGAGCCUUUGGUACAGGAAGGACUGAGUUAAAUGAGUCGUUAUGGUACUUCACACUCCACGCUGCCUCCAAUGAAUUCUGAUUUAAUUUGUAUGGUAAGUGGCAACUUUCUCUUCCAUGUGCAUGCUAUAAUGCCUUUUGGUACAAUUGCUUCUCAUUUGCACUUUGCUUGCUUUCUGUGCUUCAUACCAAGGCUGUCUGUCCCAUAGUACUUGCUUGCUGUGAAAAGGAUAGCAUGGAGGUUUCUGCAUUAUGUCUAAAGAGGCAUUUUGUGUCUGUUUGGGCACACAGCGGUAGUUGCUUUGAAAAGCUGAACACACUUCCUAGGAGAGGACCUAGUGAACUGGGUAGGACAUAAUUCCGGAUAAACAUGCUGAAGAUCUCACAGUAUGUUUGCCUCUGCAUCUUCCCUUUCAUGCUUGUUAACAUCUGCAGAGUCUGGGAAGCUUAAACCAAAUGAGCUCAAGCCAGUAAGCGCUCUGUUGUUUUUUUCCACCAAGGCCUGAAAGGGAGGAAAUUACCUGCAGAUUGUGCCUAAUGACAACAGAAUACUGUGGAGAUGGUCAACCAAGGCUGCUGUAGCUGCAGUGCUGCUGGUAGUACCAAGGACUGCCAUGUAGGAGUCCCAAGCGAUAAAGCAGCUAAUAAAUAGAAAAUGGUAUCUCAGAGAAAACUAAAGCUAUGGUUAUAUGAAAGCACUAGAAUGUAUAACUCUGAGCAAUGUGGUUGCAGUCUCAUCUCUGGCUUGGGUAGAGGCUGGGAAGCCAAUCACACGUGCCUCUCAUAGUACAGGGGUGGGGACCUUGUGCUUGAGCGCCAGUAGUGAGAAUUGUAGUCCAACAACUGGAGGGUCACAGGCUCCCCAUUCCUGUCCUAGUGUAUCACCCUGUUGACAGGACCCAUGUCCUCUUUGGCUCACAGUGAUCAGGAAGGCCAUAUAUUGCCUAGGGCAGUCUCCCCCAGCCUGAAGCCCUCUAGAUGUUUUAGAUUACAACUUCCAUCAGCUCCAGCUGGCAGGAGCUGGUGUCCAAAACCUCUGGAGAGCACCAGGUUGAUGAAGGCUGGACAAGGGUAAGACGAGUCUAAAUGUGCAUAUGUAGAAAUAUAAAUGGUACGCAUGAGAGAGACUUCUGUACUCAAGGUUCCCCCAGCUCUCACCCUUUGGAGCUACAGUCCUGAGAGUGAAAGUUACCUUGGCAUAAUACAGCCUCAAGGAAACUAUUGUAGAGAACAGACAGAUAAUGUAGUGUGAGCAUAAAAGGCAGAGGAUAAUUUUAUCGAUAAUUGUUAAAUAAUAUGGGAACAUGUGCAACAGAGUUAUAGAAUCAGGUGGUUGUUUAAGACUGGUAAUUUAUUAGUGACAGGAUGGAAUCACUUUUGAUGGAGUGGCAUACUUCAUGAUUUUAAUUUGUUUUGAAAUAGUAAAGAUCAGAAGAGGGGGGAACUAUAAAGUAUUUGACUAUGUUUUUUGUAUCGAGGCUGUAAAUAAUAUCAUUAAAUUUCUUUUUUAUGAAACUGAA